Porites lobata is the source of this 50307-nucleotide messenger RNA. Lineage: Eukaryota; Metazoa; Cnidaria; Anthozoa; Scleractinia; Poritidae. The record is from the annotation of a GenBank genome assembly.
UAGACUAAAUAAUUUUUAUGGCAAUGAGGACAAAAGUGGAAAGAAUACACGAGUUUUGCAGCGCGGUUCAGGUUUCUUCCAGCUGACAAUUAUUUGCUUUCGCGGAAUCUUUGGCAUUUUCUCGAGCCAUGGAUGGACCCGCCUCCUUUGCAGUUGAGGAUGGAGGUAUGCUUUAUUUAACAGUAGUAUUUCAUGUUAAUGAAUUGGUUAAGAAUUUCGCACGUAAACAGCUGUUUGUGAAUUGUUCAUGUGAAAUCGUAUUAUUAUAAGGGAUUACUCUCCCACACCCUUGAUCUGUUAGAAUAGACGGAAGAAUAGAGGGGGGUCCUUUGGAUUGCAUAGAAUACAUAGACUUACAGUGCAGCAGUAGAGCUGAUAACACUACUUGUUAUCACUUGUCCCCACUUUCCUUGACUAGUAAAUUAACUUAACUAAAUAGUUUGGACUUCUAGAACAGUAUCAACUAGGGUAUUUCGGCCUUCCACUGACAUCGUAGACGGUGUAUUAAAGGUAUAUUUUUUCCGUUUUCUGAUUGCCUGCCUAUUAUAAAUAUCUUUUUAGAAGGAAGACCAUUUAGUGAGAUAUAUGCUCGGCAGUUAAUCUCAAAGAUAAGUAGAGAGGAACUUGAAGAUAAAUAUCUCAGGCUUCAAGAAGAUAACCAGGUAAAUAAUGUUUACUCAUAUGUUUUUUUUUUAUUGUGCAUGUUCAUGGCUCCAUGGCUGUCUUUAUAACUAUAGUAUCUGGCAGCUGGCUUGUUUAUCCAGGUACUGCAGUAUAAUAACCUCUGGCCUACUCUUAGUUGGAAAGUGAGUCCAACCUAAACAUAGGAGGAUUCAUGUGAUGAAUGACUGGCUACUUGUACUUUCCAUGAGAGACCAGUUAAAACGUUAAUGACAACCCUACCCUCUGUCCCCAAUUCAAAAACCCACACACAUUGAAGACGUAUAGAUAGUGACUAUGACAUUGUUUUACUAUACAGGAACUGAAGAAGUAUGCAAGAAAGCAGGAGGAAAAGAUUAAAAAGUAAAGGAACUGCAGUUUAUAUAUUCUGUACCAAGGCUGUGCUCUAGCAGGUCCCAGUGGCUGUUCUGGCACCUAGCUCCUGGGUGACUAGAAAAUCUUUAUUUUUUCAUAAAAACCAUAGUGCUGGAUACCCUGGAUUGCACUGGUUCAGAGCAAUGGGCUUCCUUCAAUUUUUUUUAGAACACAGCCUUUGUACAUUUUUUUAAACAAUGUUUUUGAACUAUCUGAUUUGCUGCGUAACGUUUUUAAUGUACAGUAAUAAUUUGAGUAAAAAUUAAAACAUGUAACUCUGUGACAUUGUUUUUGAAGGAUGGCAACUAAACUUCUUCGCUUGGUUCAUGACAAGAAGAAAGAGGCUAUGGAGGGAGGUACUUUAUAAAGUCACCUGUAACUUAAUUUUAAUAUUUCCUGUGUUAAUUGGCCUGUACACCACCUUUGUUGCUGCACAGUAUUUUGUUUUGUUUAUUUUUUAAGCUCAUUGUUUUAAAAUUAAACAGUGCUGAUCAAACAGUUUCUUUAUAUGAUGUGCCUGGCACUGUCUGUCAUGACUAUAAAUCUUCAUAGUAAACCACAAUCAUGUGAAUGAUGUUUCAGUUGCCCUUUGUGAUUUAGUGUUUUUUUCACUUUCUUUAAAAUCAUACUAAUUAUUAUGAUUUUAUUGUCAGUAGUUUCUGAUGCACGAGAUGUGGAUUCAAAAGAGAAGAUUGCCGACUUGGAAACAAAGAUUGUGGAACUUGGGAAACAAAAUGCUGGACUGAAAAACAAGGUACCGUAUUAUGAUUUUUCUGUUCACUGUUUCUGAGGAUUUCCCAGAAUUAGCUGACCAAAAUGUAAUCUUGGACAGUAAACAACUUUAAGAUUGUUAAGCUGUCAUGUCAACUGCAUUAAAUAGCUGAACCAUAAAAUUUAUAUGCCAUGAAUAUAUUAUAAUGUACAAUAAUGUAACUACUUCUCUGUUUUCACUGUCACGUUAUCAAAAUUAUAAAAUGCAAACUAUCGAAUACAGAAUUAACUCCAGAAUAUGGGAAAUGAAAGAAGAUAAAUAUGCAAUUUAAGCCUUGCUAAGAAUCAAGACUGUGUGACAUUUUUAUAUGUGAGAUAUUUGGAAAAGAGGUUUACCCAAAUGUACAAAGAUUUGUAUGGAGAUGCCAUGUUGGUGUCCCUUUGAGGGGUACAAAUGUGGUGGCUAGGAAACCAACAGAAACAUCUGUCUUUCAGUUUUCCUACAAAAGCAUGAAUUCAUUGCUUGAGAAACUCACAAAGAUUAAAGUAAUAUUAUUCUGAGACAAGGGAAGUUUAGAUUGCAAAAUCUCAAAAAAUUGAUGAUGUUUUUAUUAACCCACAUAAGAGCUCUCCUGGCCCAAGCUAAAUGCUGUAUCACACAAAAGCUUGGAAAUUUGAGCGUCCUCUAUUGCAAAACAAAGAACCCUUUCAAACCGAAUAUGAAUGAAUAAGGUUGUUUCGCUGCUGAAAUGCCUCAUGAAAGUAGAAACUCAGAAGAAUCAAUAGUUUCUUAGUAGAGCAUAAUAAUCACCCAACUUCUAAGAUAGGGGCCUGGGUACUACUCUGUCAUCCCACGUUGCUCUCCUUUAGUUUCCUUGUCAUUCUGUAACAAGAAUCAGUAACAUGGCAUGUACUUGUGAAAUGGAUGAACUCCUAUCUACUUAGUUUGAAUUUUGUUGAUGUCAUGUGAAAAUGGAGAAUUAAUUGUACUAGUUAGUUUCCGACCUUCAUAAUGUUCAUGUACUUCACUACAGUCAUAAUAGUCAUUUUUCCCCUAUUUUUUUUUAGCUCAUGGUUGCCAAGCAACAGCUUCAGACUCAUGGAAAACGUGCAACUCCCUAUGAUCAUGUUAAACCUCGUGUACAAACAGUAAGAAAUAAUAAUUAAUAAUUUUUUGAAUGGUUUCAAGUCAGUCAAUUUGUAAUCAUAUUACCUUUCAUGGUAUUUUUAGGCUUUAGGGUGCCUAAAAGUAAUGCCCCUGACUAAGAACCUGUUAUCCCUUAUAACCGUAUGUAUAACAUACAUACAAUUCGGUUUAUCUAUUAGUAAGUGGUAUAAUUGAAUUAAGCAAGACUUUGUGUUCUCAACUGUUUUUAAAUUUUUUUUAUGAUGGUGUUUUGUCAGGGUAUUCAUGCAAGAUCUCCCUCAGGAAAUAGACUUAAAAAGGAUUUGAGAGUUCAAGGCCAUGACAUCAAGUAUGUUUAUUACGCAGUCACGUACAUUUUAAAACAAUUUCUUGUUUUUUCUCUCCCUUUAGAAGCAGUCAGUCAUUCUGUAGAAUGAGGAUAACAUCCUCAAAUGGGUCAGAGAUAGACAUUGUAAAAUUGAUUUGAAUUGUCGUAAUAUACAUGUACAAUGUAGAAUCAUCAAUGACAGUAAUUAUUACGUGGUAUCUUAAAGCAAAAUAUUUUCAUCUGAAAACAAAUUUAAUGCUUGAAUUCCAUAAUUAUAAAACUGCCUUUUAAAUUUUCAGUUCAGUCAAGUUUUGGCUCAAGAUGCAAUAAUUAAUUCAAAUUCAUUUUGUCUUUAUUAUGUCUGCACAGACCUGGAUCAAGAGUUCCACCUCCUUUAUUACCUCAACCAAGGUAAGUAAUCAAAUAUGCUUUGAUUGCAAUACUCACAAGGUUUAUGAUGCAAGCACUUGACAACCUUAAAAUCACUUUGAACUUUUAAAAUGAUUUACUUUUCAUUUAAAAUAAUUUCAAUUUGUAAACUAACUUGACAACAUAAUUAUUAUUAUUUUUAUGUAUACAGUUGAAAAUUAGAAAGUAAUGCAUGGGGAAUUACAGAUUCUUUAAUUAUUGUAAAACGAAUAAAGAAUCCUUUAUUUUGUUCUGUUCUGUUGUAAAGCACUUAGGAAAUGGCUAGAGCACCGAAGAAGUACAAUGUAGGGAGAACACUUGACUACAUCUCGUGUUUCCCCCCUACACGUUUUUUUAGCUCUAGCAGCUUCAUAAGUGCUUUUUAUAUUACAACAGAACAGAACACAAUCAAGGCUUCUUUAGUUGUUAAUUAAAAAUAAUAUAUUUUUGAUAAAUGAUAAAUAAUAAUAAUAAAUACUUGAAUCAUGUAAUUCUGCAGGUAUUUUGCAAUUUGAACUGCCAAACUCAGGAUGUAAGAUUUUGCUACUUGCAUCCUGGAUUUGGCAGUUUCAAUUUGCAGCUUUUCAUGUUAUGUGUCAUUAAAUAAUCGCAAAAAUAAUUAUACACUUGACUUGAUGUUCAUUUUGAUAAAAUAAAAGUUAUUUUAAGGUGGCUCGAUACAGUUUUUCAAGGUCAGUACCUCUCAAGUUUGAGCAUAAACUAUGUCGCCAUAAACAAAGUUUUGGAAAAAUUGCCACCACAGUUGUAUUAGAUAAAGAUGAAAAUUUGUUAUGAUCAGUGUUGCAACGGCAUCGGAGUCGUCAUAGCAACGGAAUGACGCUAUUGCCUAUUUUAUUUGCAGCAGUAUAUCUCGGCACUGGGAACUGUUCUUCGAAAAUCAUUUACGGGAGCUUUUUCCUCCAAUAGCAGCCUUGAUGUUCGUGAAGUUUAAGCAAAAUCUGUAAGAGCGUUAUCGAGAUAUUUUGGGAUAAUGUUUUUAUUGGUGUGAAGUAUAUGAAAUAAUUCAUUUUUGAACUGCGGUUGUAGAUGAAAGUGAAGAAUGAUCAUCGCAGUAAAUUUUCCAAUUUAAGCAAUUGGAAAGCAGAAGCCUGAAAAAAGUCAGGGCUUCAACGGGAUUCGAACCCGUGACCUCCGCGUUGCCGGUGCGUUGCUCUACCAACUGAGCUAUGAAGCCACACAUUGGGAGCGAGGUCAAUUCAUUGAGUUCAUAUCUCCCGUGAGGAGUGAAAUGAUGUGAAGUAUAUGAAAUAAUUCAUUUUUGAACUGCGGUUGUAGAUGAAAGUGAAGAAUGAUCAUCGCAGUAAAUUUUCCAAUUUAAGCAACUGGAAAGAAGAAGCCUGAAAAAAAUCAGGGCUUCAACGGGAUAGCAAUUCGUUACUUUUUUAUAGGAAGUUUCGUCAUUACAAGUGAAAGCCUCUAAUUAUUCAAGGCAUUGUCUCCAAGUUUCAUUUUCACGUGAACAGCAGUAACUAACAAUGCAUUUGAAAUAUGCAAAAAUGCUAGCUUUUGUUGUGCACGAAAAUAUGAAACUUGGACACAAUACCCUGAAUAAUGAGAGGCUCACACUUGUAAACACAAAAUUUCUGCUAAAAUAUUGGCGAAUUGUAGCCCUUAUUUUACUGCCUUACAAUACAUCAAUAAUCUUGAAACUAAAAGGUCAUAUAAAAGGAAGGUUAAUCUCAAGAAUCUUAAAUUUUAAAAAAAAUCUAUCGAGCGGUUUACAAAUUAUUCGCUAAUUUGUUAAAGUAGACCAAAAUGUUCAAAAAACUGCUAACAAGAAUGCCUCGAUACAUACUAAUUAAAUCCUUCUUUCUAGCAAAUGGCUGGAGCUAUCUCCUUGAUCUUUCACACACGUUUUUAAAAAGACUGAAACUACUAUUAGGUGAAAUUGCAUGUCAAAAGCACUUUGUUUUCUACAGAUAACAGGCGAACACCAAGAUUGCCCAUUUUUUACAGUAUUUCUAACCACAAAAUCUUUAUCCCAAAAUAUCUCGAUAACGCUCUUACAGAUUUCUCUUAAACUUCACGAACAUCGAGUCUGCUAUUGGAGGAAAAAACUCCCGUGGGUGAUUUUCGAAGAACAGUUCCCAGUGCCGAGAUAUACUGCUGCAAGUAAAGUAGGUAAUAGCGUCAGUUCGUUGCUAUGACAACUCUGAUGCCAUUGCAACCCUGAUCAUAACAAAUUUUCAUCUUCAUCUAAUACAGCUGUGGUGGCAAUUUUUCCAAAACUUUGUUUCUGGCGACAUAGUUUAUGCUCAAAUUUGGGAGGUAUUGGCCAUGAAAAACUGUAUCGAGCCACCUUAAUAGGGCUGUUCAAAUACAGCAUUUACAAGACUUAGUAUGGCAGGUUUACAGCUUGCCUCAAUCUUUAGUUCCCUUUUGUGUACAAUGUAGUUUGUUUUCAUUCAUUCUCUACUCUACACAUGGUAACAACCAUGACUGUGUUAAAAAUUAGAUAGUGACCAUUGACCAGUGACUUGAGCUUCAUUAAUUUUAUAAUAUUCUUCAUCAUUCAUACCAAAGCCAAAUUAAAUAGCUCUAAUAAUGCAUCCAUUGUUAGUCAUUCAAAAUAUUUCCAAUGUCAGAACGUUCUUUUUGCUGUUUCUUUGUUUGUAUCAGGAAAUGUCAAUCCCAUACUGGAUGAUUUUUCUUUUCAGGAUUUCUUCCAAUAGCCAUCAGAAUUCUCUGUUUUUUUUUUUGUCCAAGUUUGUGCCCCCCCCCCCCUCACCCCAUCAUACUUGUAAACAUCUCUAAAAUUUCGCUACUUGAGGAGCUGUAUCUUCUUUCCAGAUUCCUUGUAAGAAUAAUGCAUUCUUUUUUUUACAUUUUUCAAGGGCUAAAGAUGUAAUAAAUCAUCUGUAGUAACACCAAAGAAAAUUUCUCAUGGAAGUCCGAGAAAAUGAAUGUCAUAUUUCACAAGAAUUGUGAUUACACAAGUAAAAUUCUGAAAAUUUCAUGUGUAGGAUGUAAUUUUGCAAAAUUUGACAUUCAUUUUGCCGGGCUCUUUUAACAAAUUUUUUUUGGGUGUUACUACAGCUGAUUUAUUGCAUCUUUAGCCUUUGAAAAGUGAAAGUUUUAGCCCUUGAAAAAUGAAAGAAAGAAUGCAAUUUACUUUAAGUUAUUUUGGUACAAGAUUUUUGUCCACCGAAAAUCAAAAUUACUCAAUAUCCUGGUGGAUUCCAUCUUCAUUUGUCAAUGGUGGACAGUAGAAAGAGAAACAGUGUUUGAUAUACUCUCCUAUUGAUGCCCUGUCUACUCUUUAGAAAUAAACACAACGUUAAUAGGAGAAGUUUAUUGAAAAAAUAAAAUGUUUGUAGAACUCUUAUAUAUUAUUAUUAUUCAUUCAAAAUAUUUCCCCGAUUCUGAUUGGCUAAAAGCACACGUUUAAUUCACCCUAACCAGUUCUGAUGACCAAAUUUGGAAGAAUUUUGUGUUUAACGCGGCAAUGACGUCAAAAAUGCAGCGUUCGUGCAGGCUAAGGCACUGUUAACCGAGAAGACCUGGGGACGAGGUUGAGUUGGUUUGGUUGUGGAAACAAAAAUGGCGGUCGUCUCACUCGUUUUGAACAAGAGUAAGAACUAGGCGAAACAAUAGCUAAAAACAUGGCAAGACAACUUGAGGGGUGACAUCUGCUAUUUGGAGAAUAUUUGCGUAGCUGGACAAACCUAAACGUGCUCUAUCGAAGAUGAACUUAACAUCGAUGGAUCGAUGGAGGUAAGCAUGUUUUUUUUUAAAAUUAGGAAUAAUUUUGAAUGAAUAAUAAAACAAUUAUUGAAUUCGGCUUUCAUAUCAUAUGAAGAAUUAUGGAGAUCUCAGAGGGUGUUGUCCGCAUCGGCCUACGGCCUCGACUGAUAACACCCUCAUCAAUCUCCAUAAUUCUUCAUAAGAUACUCAGCCUCAUUCAUUAAUUGGUAAUUAAUUUGUUAAUGGUGGACUGAGAAUGGAAAGAGCAACAGUGUUUGAUAUACUCUCCUAUUGAUGCUGUGAUUAAUCCUUAGAAUUAAGGACAACAUUAAUAGAAGUUUAUUGAACAAAUACAAUGUUUGUAGAACUCUUAUAUGUUAUUAAUUUGUUAAUGGUGGACUGAGAAUGGAAAGAGAAACAGUGUUUGAUAUACUCUCCUAUUGAUGCUGUGAUUAAUCCUUAGAAUUAAGCACAACAUUAAUAGGAGUAGUUUAUUGAACAAAUACAAUGUUUGUAGAACUCUUAUACCGGUAUGUUAUUAAUUUGUUAAUGGUGGACUGAGAAUGGAAAGAGAAACAGUGUUUGAUAUACUCUCCUAUUGAUGCUGUGAUUAAUCCUUAGAAUUAAGCACAACAUUAAUAGGAGUAGUUUAUUGAACAAAUACAAUGUCUGCAGAACUCUUAUAAUUAUGUUAUUAAUUUGUUAAUGGUGGACUGACAAUGGAAAGAGAAACAGUGUUUGAUAUACUCUCCUAUUGAUGCUGUGAUUAAUCCUUAGAAUUAAGCACAACAUUAAUAGGAGUAGUUUAAUGAACAAAUACAAUGUCUGCAGAACUCUUAUAAUUAUGUUAUUAAUUUGUUAAUGGUGGACUGACAAUGGAAAGAGAAGCAGUGUUUGAUAUAAUCUCCUUUUGAUGCCUUGUUUAAUAGGAGAAAUUUAUUGAACAAAUAAAGUGUUUGUAGAACUCUUAUAUGUGGAAAGAGAAACAGUGUUUGAUAUAAUCUCCUUUUGAUGCCUUGUUUAAUGGUUAGAAAUACACAGCAUCCUUAGGAGAAGUAUAUCCAACAAAUAAAAUGGUUGUAGAAAUGUUUACUUUGUUUAUUUUUUUUUUAGAAAUAAACACAGCAUUAAAAGUAAAUUAUAGUGAACAAAAAGAAUGGCUGUAGAACUAUAAUUAUUUAUAAAAUAACUAGUAUGCACUCUCUGAUUGGCUGAGAGGCUUGUUUCCUUGAGAGUAUGUAAACAUGGUGUUAAGUCCAGAUGUUUUGCUUUGUGCGCACUAUAAUCAUGGAAGCACAAACUUUGUAAAAGUUUUUGAGUUGAAAACUCGACAAUCUUUCUUUAUUUACCUAUUUCCUCGUUGACUGAAACUUUGAAAAUCUUUACAAACAUGCUCUGUCAAUUUUUUUCGCUUUAAAGCUGACAUGUUAAGCGAGAAAAAUCCCUAUUUUGGAAAACACCUUUUUUCUAAAACAAGAACUGAUUACGCGAGCAAGACUUUGUGUACAAGACUUCGGGACUGGCAAGAAUUUCUCUUUUAAUCAGUGUCAUAACAAAGACUUUUGCAUUUUUUCUUGGGAAAGUUAAUUUAUAAAAGCAAUAGAAAACUUAUCAUGUAUUUGCAUAGCCUGAUAUUACUACAUGGUUUGUACAAUCUAGUCAUCUUGAAAAGUCCUUGAAUUUGGUUUAGGUCCUUGAAAAGUACUUAAAACGUCCUUGAAAUUCACAACCUGUCUAUGCCAGACACCUUUUUCUGUAAAAUUAGAUUAUUUUGCCAAGGGAAAUGUGGCUCAUCCUAAGUGUAAGAACCUGUACAACUAACGGGCACUGUAAAAACAUUUUUGUGCAUGAACAAUAUUUUAUUUCUGUUUCUUUUUUUCAAAAUAAUUCUAUUUCUGUACCUCAUGGGCAAUUGCUAGUCAUUUCCAGUCAUUUAAAUGCAAAGUCUCGGAUGUGUUUUAGCAAAAUUAAUAGGGUGAUCGAAGGGGGUCAAAGAAUGCUGAUUUAUUAAAUAAAUCUUAGUCCUUAAAAACUGUAAUUUGUCCUUGAAAAAUCCUUGAAAAGUCCUUGAAAUUUUUUUACCUGAAGUUGUAUGAACCAUGAAACACUUGACGUUUUCCAUUGCUUGAUGUGUUACAUUGUACUUCUACUUCCUCUAUCACUUCAACUACUACUGCCGUUACUACAGUAAUUGGCUUAAUGUUUAAACACAAAAAAUUGUUAUAUAAACACUAAUGAAAAACUAAACCAUUUUACUUUAAAAUAUUUGUUUUUUGCCGAAAAAAGUGCAAUUUAUUAUGUAGCCACAGAAUCAGUGAGCUAUACAUGUGUGUAUGUAAGUUAUUUUCUUAUUUUAAGCAUCAUCUUUUCUUGCAUAAGCUCAUCUGAUGCAUUUAUAUCAAAGAGGUGAAUAAAAACAUAUAAAUAAUUCUUAGUAGUUGUUCCAUAGAUGCAAUGUUGUCUUUUUUAAUCAAGUAUAAAAUGAGUACUUCUUUAAUAUGUAUUAAAUAUUAUUGCUGGUAGGGAAAAAUGGAUUUUGUGUGUAUUUUUUGGCUGGCAGAUGCAGCCUACAUUUGUCAAUGGUGGACAAUGGAAAGACAAAUAUUGUUUGAUGUACUCUCCUUCUGAUGCUUUGUUUAUUUUUAAGAAAUAAACAGCAUCAAUAGGAGAAGUAUAAUGAACAAAAAAAUAGCUCUUAAAAUAACUCAUAUAUGUUAUUAGUUUGCAGUGGUGGACAACAUAAUGGAAAGAGAAACAGUGUUUGAUAUACUCUCCUUCUGAUGCUUUGUUUGAUAUUUAGCAAUCAGUAAAACACAGCAUCAAUAGGAGAAGUAUAUCAAACAAGUAUUCAAAUACCUGCAAAACUCGUGUUAUUAAAAUUAUUUGUCAAUGGUGUACGGACAAUGGAAAGAGAAACAGUGUUUAAUAUACUCUCCUAUUGAUGCUUUGUGUAAUAUUUAGCAAUAAACACAGCAUCAAUAGGAGAAGUACAUCAAACAAACCAAAUAGCUCUAGAUCUCAUAUGUUAAUUUGUCAAUGGUGAUCUUAAAGGUACACAGAAUCUCUCUUGAUUGACCAUUAUGUUCCAUCGCGUUGUCAACAGAAAUGUUGACAUUGAGAGAGAUUUGUAUUUAACUCCUAUUUCCCAUACCUCAAGUGAUAGUAAUUCUGUGUGGUUUCUGAGACCUCACUCCAGUUGUAACCAGCAUGCCAAUAGUUUCUUCCCAUGGUCUGUUUAACACUGGAACAUUGCCUGGUGAUGUAGUGAAUAAUCAGGAUAAUGACACAUUUAAGUCUGCCUUUCGUGACCAUCUUAUUAAGCAAGGAGAGUCGUAAACUAAUUUUUGAUUUUUAUUCUAUUCAAUUCUACUGUAUUGAAUUUUUAUCACAAUGUUAUUAUUUUCGUUAAACUGAUGUUAUGCAAUAAUAAUCUGCUUUAUCAGUUAAUAAAGUAGAAGUAGAUGGUCAAUGCUACACACUUUGUUCAUUGGUUUUUAUAUAAAUAUAAUAAUUAUUUUAUUCUUAGUUAUCUCGUAGAUGAGGUGUUUUCUCUUUUAAUCAAAUAUAAAAUCAGAUCAGAAUUCUUUUGUAAAUGUGUAUAAAUUAUUGUCAAUCAUUUCUUGCGGUGGUCAGAAUUUUUUGGGGGUGACAGAUGUAGCCUAAUUUGUCAUUGGUGGACAGUGGAAAGAGGAACAGUGUUUGAUAUGCUCUGCCUUCUGAUGCUUUGUUUAUCUUUAGAAAUCAACACAGCAUCAAAAGCAAAUUAUAUCGAACAAAAUGAGUGUUGGUAGAACUCUUUUAUGUUAACUGGUAAUGCUGCAUAGUUCUACUAAUUUCAUGGGCGGUUGUUAUAAUAUAUAAUAAUUAUUAGGUCCUCUGGUCCUUUGGUCUUCUGCUAGUUAUCGUUUUUAUCAACCACUUACCCUGUCAUGUUACUUCAUCAAGGAUUGAUUUUUAUGCUGACAAUACAACGUUGACUUCCUGUACGAUUUACAGCUCAAUCGGCAGGCUAGAGCAGAACCUGAAUUCUUCAGUUUCUGAAAUCGCUGAAUAGGCAGCUUCCAACAAACUACCAAUUUAUAAGGGCAAGAUCAAGGCUAUACUCAUCACUGGCAAGCGUCUCCCCUUAAAGGUCAAUAACGAGAUGGCUUUAACUGUUAAUGGCCCUGAGCUCGAACUCAUCCCCAGUCUUAAACUGCUAGGUCUUGAAAUUGACUCUGAACUCUCAUUUAAUUCCCAUGUAGAGAAACUUUGUUAAAAGCAGUCUCAGCAAAUUGGCAUAUUGAAAAAGAUAUGAUGUUGCCUGCCCAUGAGAGACAAAGGUUAUUGUUUUAUAACACUGUGAUUAGAUCUGUUUUGCAUUAUGUCAGCACAAUGUGGACUAGCUGUGACAAGCAGAAUCUAGGUCGUGUUUUAAAGUUACGGAAAACAGCAGCAACGGUAAUUUCUGACGCUGAUAAUCAGGUGUCUAGUGUUAAGCUUUUUAAUAGACUCCUGUAGCUUCCUUUUUGUGAAGAAUCCAAAAAAGCUAAAUGCUGCAUUGCAUACAAACGUAUCAAGGGUGAAGUUGCUUAUAUAAUUAUUGAAGACUCUUUAAUACUCAACAGUCAUGAACAUAGUCGUGCUACUAGCUAUUGAAACACUUAUUUUAUUUGCCGGAGGUUUAAUCGAAUGACCGAAGGCGGUAGAUCAUUCCUAGUUACUACUUGUCAACUCUGAAACAGCUUAAGUCUGGAACUCAGGUUAAAUUCCGUAUCUAUAGAAUCUUUUAAGAAUAAUUAUAGAGACAACCUUUUUAAUAUGCAACAGAAACUACAUUAUUUUAUGGUUUAACAUUUGAUUUAUGAUCUGCUCUUAAUUUACAUCUUAUUUUGUUAUAAUUCAGAUAGACAUUUUAUAGUUUUAUAGAUAGACAUUUUAUAGUUUAACAUACUUUUCAUCAUUUAGCUCUGAUAUUUCUAUGUACCCCUUGUAUGCAUAGUAUAUUAUUUUUAAUAUAAUUUUAGAUAGAGGGCCACAAGUUUAUUGCUUACCUCAACUAUUCUGUGGCACCCUCUGUAAAAAUAAAGUGUAUUUAUUUAUUAUUAUUACUAUUAUUAUUAUUAUUAUUAUUAGUAUCAAGUAAUUCAGUAAUUCUUUUAUGUGUACACUGUAUAAAGUUUUAAUCCUUUCUUGUUGGAUCGACUGUUGAUCCCACUAGCGUGUAUUUUUUGGAUGGCAGUUGUAUAGCCUGAUUGUCAAUGUUUGAAGAUGGAAAGAGAAACGGUGUUUGAUAUACUCUCCUAUUGAUGCUGUGAUUGUUCUUUAGAAAUAAGCACAACAUUAAUAGGAGAAGUUUAUUGAACAAAUACAAUCUUUGUAGAACUCUUAUAUGUUAUUAAUUUGUCAAUAGUGGACUAACAAUGGAAAGAGAAACAGUGUUUUAUAUAAUCUCCUUUUGAUGCCUUGUUUAAUGUUUAGAAAUAUACACAGUAUCCUUAGGAGAAGUGUGUAUAGUUUGAAGAUGGAAAGAGAAACAGUGUUUGAUACACUCUCCUAUUGAUUCUGUGUUUAAUCUUUGGAAAUAUGCACAACAUUAACAGGAGAAGUAUAUCGAACAAAUAAAAAUAAUGGUGGUAGAACUCUUAAAUGUAAAUGUUAUUAAUUUGUCAAUUGUAUACAACGGAAAGAGAAACCGUGUUUGAUAUACUCUGCCUUCUAAUGCUUUGUUUAUUUUUUAGAAAUAAACACAGCAUUAAAAGCAAAUUGUAUCAAACGAAAAAAAAGAUGGCUGUAGAACUCUUUUGCGUUAUUCUAAGUACUUGUACUGCUACUACCACUGUUUACCACUACAAUUACUACAAUUACUACAGUAAUUGUUUUGUCCAGUUGCAUUUAUGAAAGAUGGUACCCAAAUCUACCAUAAACUGAGUCAGUCUUCCUCAAUAUAGUGAUUAUAUGAUUUAUGGAUUAGAAUGUACCAGUACUGGAAUAGCUUUUGGAAGAAUAAAGUUUACCUUAACCUGUGAAUACAGCUGCUUGCUUGCAGUGGUACGGAGCCAGUAAAUUGGCAAUGUGCACACUGCAUGCAUUGAUUUCCAGGUCAUUCAGUUUUAUAGGACAAUAGUCCACCACAGCGUAAAAUCCUUACAUUAUUUUUAACAUGAACUUGAAUUAAUUAAGACAGAACUCACACUUGCUGUGGCAGAUUUUUGAUAUACAUGCAACCCAUUAGUUUAAUCAAAAUGGAUUCCCCUCGGUGAAAACAGCCGACAAUUCGCGACACCACUACUGGUUUCCCCGCGAAAGGAUGUCUGAGGAACGAGCGCAAAAAUUCCAUAUUUAUGACGUGUCACUACCCAGAUCUGAGUGUUUCUGAUUGGUUGAAGCAAAUUUCCCAUGCUGUACGACCAAUCAGAAGCGUUGAUAAGGGUAGUGACACGUCAUCAGUAUGGAAUUUCUGCGCUCGUUCCUUCGCGCUGAAACCAGUGUUGGCAUCACAAAAUGUCGGUUGCUUUCAUGUUAAAUGGAUUCUUUUGCUAAUUUGUCGUAUGCAUAUACUGUUUUUGUGAUGUUUCCUCGAAGAUACGGGCACAGUCUACUUGAGGAGGCCAGGCUGGAGAAACGGGAACUGUAAGUUGGAAGAACAAUACAUCUAACUUACAAAAUAAAUUAAUGUGAUAAAAAGUUAUAAAAGAACACUCAUGUUUUAAAGCGUUUUAACCUGUGAACAGCUCACCUGUGCGAGUUCGGGGAAAAUUUUCAGUUGGCAAUGUAGCCACCAGAGCGCGAGAAGGAUGGGCCGAGGAAAAGUGACACUUUUCACUUUUCUUCUCGCACGCCGCCAAAAAUUUUCCCGGACCUCGCAAAGGUGAGCCUGCCGACAGGCUGAGAGCGCUUUUCUUUGGGAAACUCUUUAAUUCCAGAACGAGUUCUGCAUAUUCUUUACUAAACGCCAAAGCUGGACUUUUAAUCCAAAUAAUAUACAUUCUUGUCCUAUACUUCCUUAUUUAGACAGUUCUUCAUUCAGUAUAAUUUAUGAUUUUGCGUUGCAGAGAAGAGCUUAUUUCACAACUUCAAGAUCAAAUUCAGCUUUUUGAAGAUGAUGGGGCACAGUUGAGGGAUCAGGUAAGAAUACAUAGUAGCCAAAAUGAAACAUCGGAGAUAUGUGCGCUUCAAAGGAUUAUUGAUUUUGUUCAGUCCAUUUAAUCACAGAUUUUGUGUCUCUCAGAUCAGACAAAACCAGCUGCGGCAUGAAGAUGAAAUCAUGAGGUUAAAAGAACAGCUUUCAGACGCACAAAGGUUUGUACAUUAAAGAAAAAUAAACACUUACCUUUACUCCUUCUGGGUUUAAGUUCAGCGUGAUCAUGGCAUUACGUUAAUGUGGUUUUCUCAAUCACGAGGCUAAACCAAAGAACUUAACUGUUAGCACCCAGAGACAAAAAUAAGAACUGAAACGAUCAUUUUCGUUUAAAUUUUUGAAUAGUUAACUUGGCCAUUUUCAGCCACCUGUUUGGUAAUGCGACUUCUCUGAUUCUAGAAAUUCAAUAACGACGGUUUGCGGUUCAAAUGCUCUUUACUGCAAUGAAGGAUAUAUUAUUUUAACACAUAUUUGCCUCCGCUAAACAUAUCAUUAAUAACAAGUGACUAUGCAUUUUUCCCAAUUCAUUUUCCCGGCUGUAAAGAUUUUGAAUGAAUGAAUGAAUGAUCAUUUCAACCGCAAGCUGUUUGAACCAUUAAAUGGGGAAAGUCACACGACCAAACAGGGUGCUGGAGAUGGUUACGUUAGCUUUUCGAAAAUUCAAAUGCAAACGGUCGUUUUUUCGGGGUCCAAACAGUUAAGUAAUUCCGGUAGCAAUGCCAAAGAAACCACUCGUUAUACCUCAGCUAAAUUUCAAAGGGAGAGAUGGGACUUGUUUGUCUAUUUGUGCGCCAGAUGACUGACUGACCCAUUUCAAUAUACAUGUCAAAUGACUACUGUCAUACAUACUUAUAUUUAUAAAUUCUAGCAGUCCAGAUUCUAAACAUAAUAAUAUUGCUGACAGGGAAGUCAGAAUUAUCGAGUUUCAAACUUAUGAGAGCACUUACAGUCGUUAUAUUCUGGUCAUUAACUACUGUUCGUUGUUGUGUGAAAAGAAAAGGAAACAAAAGGAUUUACAUUUAAGAGUGACUUUAAACCGACUUUACUGUGCAACCUUUAGUCAGUCUGUAAAUACAAUUCCUCUAAGCGAUCCUGCCCUUCCGCAGAUCCAAUAUUCAAGAAAACGUGGAUUUAAUUAAACUGCAGAGGGAUAUAAAGGAGAAGGCUACCAAGUUUGAAGCUCUACAAGCCAAAUAUUUAAAUUUGGAAGAGGUGAGAUAAGUCGAUUUGUAGGACCAGUAUGCCUCGAUAUUUUACAGGACUUCAACCUUGAACUGUUGAACUGAAGUCCAUUUGUGUUUUUAGUUUUCAGUUACGUUAUCGUUUAUGUGCAAUUCCAUGCCAUAGCAUACGUGCUAUUAUUGUAAACGCUCUUCUCUAAGCAUUUUUAGAGCCCUGAUAUAUACGCAUAUUUAUUAUAAUUGUACUUAUAUAUCUCCAGUAGUGAACGGGUUGUUCAAAGCAGGAUUAGCGCGAACUUUUAAUUUUAGUCCGAAUUUUCUUUGCCUAAAAUCCGGUGUUUCUAAAAGGAAUGUUCAAACUUAACGGAGGAAUUCUUUUGAAGUAAAGAAACAGGAACUCGGGUUAAUAUUAUUUUGUUACUGGGGUAGCGAUGAUAGGGAGGCGGGUACUUUGGACCCUCCUGCUCCCCCUAGUAAGCUACUGUGUGACUGUGUUUAUGGUUUCCUAUCAUGCGCUGCUCUUUUUGAAUCCUUUUUUACAGAAUCUUGCCAAAGUUAAAGCGAGUCACACACAAGUUCUUGAGGAAAUGGAGAAGCUCAAUGAACAGCUGAAAGAGGUAUACUAUAUCGUGUACACAAUACUGAGGAACUUUUAAAUCAACCACGACGACGACGACGACGCAGCGAGAGCGACAAAAACCAGUUGGUUUUAUGAGCAAAAGAACAGCUCUGCAGCCGUCGUGCACGACUACAGUACGACGUGAAACGUUCUUAAUGCGGCGGAAGUGAGUACACGUUGACGAAUUUCCGUAGGUCCUUGAUAAAACAGCUGCAGGAAAAUUCCCUUACAUUUGACAAAUUGAGGCUUAAUAAGGCUUAAUAAGCGCGAUAAAGUUUGGAAAAAAUAUAUAUUUGUUUUAUUUGUUUUAUUACAGUUCACUGCUGUCGUCCUGGUGGUUGCUUAACUUCCCUGAAUAAUAAUUCGUAGCGGCCAUUUAACGAUUUCUUGUUUUGUGCUGAAAAAUCUCUUGAUUUUUUCUUCUUUUUUUAAUUCUGUUUUUUUGCUUCCCUAGUAUUCUUUUAUUAAUUUAGUAGUCGGUGAAUCAGAUAUAAUCACCCCUCAGUAUUCUGGAAGGGAUUUAAAGGAAAAAAAGGGGGAGAGCUAUUUUUAUCUAAUAUUCUUUAUAACACAUGCAGGAGCAAACAAAGAAUUUUGUUCUGAAAAAUGAACUGAAGACUGGAGGAAUUGCAUCUAAAUCCUUGUCUGAGGUAAGAAUCACAUGAUUUUUCGUCAUGACAUCUAUUUCUGAUGUGGAUUCGUUAAUAUAUUUAAUUUUUUAAUUUGUUUUUUUUCUCUUUUUUGGUACCUGGAAAUCUUUAGCAACUUCAAAUGAUAGGAGAUCUGAAAGCGGAGAAUACAAUCCUAAAAGAAGCAAACGAAAAGCUGGUCAACAGGUUAGGCCAAUUCUUAUCAUGAUAAAGUAUACCCACCCGGCAUAAAGUACUGUACCUAUUGCUUGCGCGCACCGUUUGUAUUAUAUAACAAAGUUAUAUUACUGCUUUUAAGGAAUCAAACCUCAUUUGUUUUAUUGCAGUGCUUUUGACGCGGAAAGGGAAAGACAGCACAGGGCAAAGUAUCGACAAAUGGAGGUCAGUAUGUAUACGUUCACACACAGCAAAACCUGCAUCACAAUUUUAGGUACAUUUCUUUGCCUUCCUCUGCAUUAUUUCAACCUGAUGUUCUCGUUUUGAACAGUUUAUAGACGACGCGACGGCGAAUUUUUCUUUCUCUUUCUAAACUUGGGUGUGGUGUCAAUGAGAGCCUGUUCCAUGCUAGGUGGUCAGAUUGUGGGGGCGGCGCAAAGAGAUGUGAAGAGGAAAAACAGCUAGAAGCGGGUGGGGUAGGGUGUGACAGCUGCUCCCCUCCCUCUCUUUCUCCUUAUUUUUUUUUUGCUGCUCUAUGACUUCUCGCCGCACUCCACUAUCUGAACGCCUGGAACAGGCGGAUCAUUAUACGUUUCUGGGAAACUGCCUACGUACCCCUCCCCUAAGCCAACAUUAAUACUUAUGUCUCACUUAGGGCAAAAUGUUGGCCUAGGGGAGGGGUAGGUGGGCAAUUUCGCAGAAACGUAUAAUGAUCCGCGGCGAUCUCAAUGAAUUCAGCAACAAUCAAAUUCACCAGCGGAAGCACGAAAGAACAUUAAUUCAUGACAUUAUUAGUGACUUUUUGUUACCUUUAAACUGUUUUAGGUGGAAAUGGAGCAGUUAAGAGCCACCUUGAAGUCGGACCUGCAAGAGAAAAAUGACAUACUUGAUAAACUAACACAUGAAAGAGGUCAGUAGGUAAAACUCAGUGUUACAUUUUUAAUAACCCUGGAUAGCUAGUUCGCAUUAUUUUCAAUGAUUUUCUUGUCUGUUUUCGGUGUUUACGCGCUUAGAACUGCAAUAUAUGAAAGAAGCAGCACUUAUUCCAUAAAAACGUCGGCACGUGACAAAUAUAGAUGAUGGUCGAGCAUUGUGAGUCUUACCUUUAUACAACCUUGGACGAGAUGUGAAAAAAGCGGCCCACCGUUUUUCUGUAUUUUUCUUGUGAUCUUAUGCAUCUGAAGCUUUUUUGUACUUCAGUCAGUUCUGUAAUCUUUUUCAGUUGUUAAGGGCUUAAAUUGCCUAAAUCAGCGUUGCCUAGCUAACCUCUUCUAUUACGAGAUCUUGUACAUGUAUGACGUUGGAUGAUGGUCUGUUACUCAAAAAAAAAAAUGAUGGCAUACAGGAACGAGGCCAUGGUUACUAAUGAAUUCUACUGCAAUGUCAUACGUAGAAUCCGCUGAGAAGCUUCAGUCAGAGCUGCGAGAAGUAAGAGUUCAACAUUACACACUAAAAGAACAGCACGAUGACUUGAAGGAAAAGAUGAAGUUUUUUACCAAGGUAACCGCCGGACGCAUUUUCUAGGUCUUUGAUAAUGUUAUGUUGAUUAUCACGUCAAAAAUGUAAAAUUAUAAGUGGUCAUAUGUUGCAUCAAGCGUCACGAUUUGUGCUUCAUGUGCAGACUUCAGAAGUAUGAAAUAAUAUUUAGUUCCUGCCUGCGAAUGAGCUUCAGAAAUUCAGUGCCCCCUGAAGAUUUUGGGUAACAUGAAAAAAUACACUCUCAGGACAUAAACCUAAGAAGUCAAGUGCCUUGAUUCUACAAUGAAGGUAUGGCAGCAGGAUAGCAAACCUUGGCCUGAAUGCGGCAGCCACACGUUCAUGGAACUAUGAUUUCCACGUGCUUAAGUGCAUGCACUCAAACGAGGCCCUGGAGUUUUUUCUCAGUAGCUUGAAUUCAACUCCUCUGGCGUUCCUGUUAAACUUGUUGUCAACUGUUUCGUCUCAUGACCUUGGUUGUUCAAACGUUAGAUAGCGCUAUCCAGGGAGACCAAUUGAGUUAUCCAAUGGAAAGUAGCGUUUUCUAACUUUCGAACACCUGCGACCUGGUUUUAUUAAACCAAGUUGUCAUCGUAACUUGCUCGUCCUUGCACUCUUUGCAGGAAAGUGCGGUUGAUUUUCAAGAGAUCGAGGAGGCUUUGGUGUUGAUCAAAGUAAGUUGUCCAUCUUUCAAAUAACCCCCGAGAAUUCCUGACUUGCAUAUAAUCUCGUUAAAACCGCAACUCCCAGAAACGGUACCCAAAACUGACCCUUGGAAGAAAAUCAAAUUUCACUUCCCGUGAAAUAUGGACAAGUAAAUCGACUAGUAACAUGCAAAAGUCCGCGGAGUAAACAGUUAUUAAAUGGUCAUACAGUAAUUUUAGUACCUCUGCGCCCUACGCAUAAAAAAAAUUAAAUCCGCAAAGGCGCAAAAUAAUUCGUGGCAUGUGUCCCGUAGGACGCAAAGAUCGAUCGAUCGAUCUGAACAUGUGCAUUUGUAGAAAUAUCCGGCCCGUUCGCGUAAUUUUUGUGGCAGUUAUUAUGGCUGUUGUGUAACGAAGGAGAAGGACUAUCUUUUAAUUUCGGUAUACUGUUAAUAGAGUUUUGGAGUCUGUCUUCAGAUUAACUGUCUGGUUACAUAAAGGCCCAAGCAUUUUCAAUUUCGGACUCGUAUUUUUUUUUAACUGGUACUCAUGAUUUUUCACAAGAUGAGUCCCAGGACUCACCAUAACUAUUUGUAACAAAAUCACUGAGUCAUACCUUGAGAAUUUCUCUGUAGAAACGACUGACUCUGGGAGUGAAGAGUUUAAAGAGAAUAGUGUAGCAUGGUGAAGCAUAGGAAAGGGGCCUUGCUUGGCAGAACAAGUCACUGAGCUUCCUGUUAUUUUUCUUCGCAGCACAGGAAAGAAAAAGGGAGCCAGGAACUGGAUUUCCUGGAAAAGGUGGAUGACGAAAAGAGCAAAGGUGAUCUUAAAAUUUUCUGGUAUUCUAAGCAUGCUGGAUUAAAUGGCGUGAUUUUUAUAAAGGUUUAAUGUGCAAGUAUUAGAGACCUUUAGAUUCUAAGACGAGUACGACAACGAGUACGAGAUUUUCUCAAUGCUAAGCAGUAAGCGCGCGUAAACCAGCGUCAUUUUGGCGGGAAAACGUGGUAGCCGUCCUCACUCUACUACAAGUUUUAGCGAGAAUGUCGAAAAUGGGAAAACAAGAUAUCAAAUGUUAGAAGUUUUAUCAUUUUGCGAUCAGGAGAGGGUGUAACCUCCUUCACUAAAGGUAACAGUGCUAACUUUUGUAGUCAAAAAUGGUAAAAUGAAGCUUUCCGGGGAGUCUAAAUUUUGAGAAUACGCGAAAAAACUUGAAUUCAAAUCUCGUACUCGUUUUAGAAUCUAAAGGUCUCUGUUGAUUCCAUGUAACUAUAGUUACAAGUAAUUCUAUUUCAGACCUUAAGCGACAAGUUGCAGAAUUACAGGCUUCCCAUGCAGAUACCAUUAAUGAACUGGAGAAAACAAGAAACAUGCUGAUUAUCCAGCAUAAGAUCAACAAGGAUUACCAAACAGAGGUACACGCGCCUAUAUAUUUAUUAGUAGCUGACACAUUUGUCUAAAACCCGUGCUUUUAACAACGAUUUCAUUUAUGAUCAUUUAUUUUUUCAUUCUGUUGAAUUGGAACUCCUUAAUUACCCCCCCCCAUCCCCGGAUUAAUGAUGUUUGUAGUAAAAGAAUGACUUGAGGUUCUAAACUACUACAUUGAUUUUUGGGGGAGGGUGUGGGAUACACAGGGGGAGGGGAUAGAUAUAUCUACUAUUCAAAAAAGGGUCAUUUUAUUGAAGUGUCUGAACACUUUCGUCCCUCUUUGUAGCUAAAGGAGAUGUUGGUUGGUUCAGUUCACCGUAUUUUCUCCUCGUAUUUUAGUUCUAUUACUGUUCAUAAAUCUCAUCAAAAAGUAGCAUAUGCACUAUACGUGCUUUUACUCUAAAGCUCACUUGAAUCAGUUACUCGUGCACUUGAAUUUUACUAGUGCAUAACCGUGGCUUUCACUUAUUUAUUUGUGCCCAAGGUUGAGCGAGUAACAAAGACGAUGACUGAAGAUAAGAAGGAGUAUGACUUGAAAAUGCAAGAGUAUGCGCAGCUGCUGGACAUAAGGGCUGAUAGAAUACGAGUAAGUAUUACUUUACCGUUGAAACUACAUUAAACGGCCACCUAUCAAGUGGCCAGUUACCAAAAUCUCGAAAUAAUUUUAGGAAAGAAUAGGAAAUUAAACCUCUACUAAGGGGCCACCUCUGUUUAGCGUCCCAACGAGAGUUCUCCCAUUAAUGUGGUAAAUAAGGAAUGGUGGUAAAUGUUUCCCUCGGUGAAGAAAUGAGAAAUGAUGUGCUCAACAUGUCACAAGCACGGGACGAAGAAAAAAAUCUGAGUCCCCGACUAGAAUUGAACCCAUGACUUUCAGUACACCGGUCGGAUGCUCUAAACCACUGAGCUACGAAGGACUCAUGGUGAGCUGGGCUAUAUACAAGGUUCAUGUAUGAUAUGCGCCCUGUGCAUCUAAAGGGUGGAUCUGUUAAUUUCGUAAUUUAAUUGUUGUUGUUUGUUUGUUUGUUUGUUUUGUCUCAGAAACUUGAGAGUCAGAUACGGGACAUAGCUUAUGGAACUAAACAGUACAAGGCAGCCCCGUCAGAGGUGAAUUUCAUUCAUUUCAAACAUAAUUCUCUUUCUUUUGACGUUUGAAGUCAGCCGUUUAUAACUCUUAGUUUUGUGGAUAAACUGUUGGAUCUUGAGUAACAAAAACAAAUUAAUAACAGUUAAACAUGCCAAGUUUAUAAGCGAGAAGAACGGAGAAUAGACUAAGAGGCUAGAACUGAAACAGGGAAAAUUACCCUAAAGGGGGCGGGAGAAGAAGGCAACGACUUCCUCAUCCCAUUUUUCAUUCAUUAUAAUUUAUUCUUUCAUUCUAUUUGGCCGUUGAUUUUUGAUUUUGUGUAGUUAAUAUACAGUAGAAGGUCUCCUGUUGACCUCUCUCGUAAGCGACCAGCUUUUGUUACGACCACCUUUGUGAAACCCCGUCUUGAACUGUGACUUACACUUUGUAAUGAAAAGCUCCCGUAAGCGACAGCGACAACUCUUGGGAUUACGCAACUGGAUUUUUCCAUUGUUUUUAAGCUCUCGUACAGCUUCAAAAUCUUCUGUCGCAGGUCAAGUCAUUCUCGCGCUAAUAUUUAUAUGUUGGGUUAUUUUGGUUAAAAAAAUUGGACUUAAAGUUUAACUGCCUUUGUAUAAAAAAUAAAGACUCUCGUUAAUUUAUUUUGUCGUUUUCUAUAUAAAUUAUUAAUGAGCUUCUGAAGCUCUUGUGAGCGACCUUCUUCUUUGUUUUACCAUGCAGUCGCUUACGAGAGCUCAUUCUCGUAAGCAGCCAGUUUUAGUAACGACCCCUUUUUCGAAUUACCAAGGUGGUCGCUUACGAGAGCUUCGACUGUAUAUCUGUUUCUUUUCGGUGGAUAGGAUUCUGAGUUUGAAGAAAUGGACAGCACAGUUGAGUUGGAACGAGGGCAGAAUGUUUUCGAAAUCCAUAUCGAUAAGGUGAGAUAUAUGCUACUUGUUGUCUAUCUGAUUCUUAAUUUCUUACUUUACAGUCAAGGCAGGUCAAGCGUACCCAACAAGAUUCUAUUAGUGAAGUGAUAAUUUGAAAAGUGAAUCCGUUAGUCGUUCAUGUAACUAGUGUCAAAUUUAAAUCAGCAUUCCAGCAAGCGUAAUGAGCAGUGGUUGUAUUGUACGAGCACUUCUCUGUAUUUGGUAAGAUUGAAAACCUUUGAAUGGAUAAAGUUGCUUCGAAGACAGUUACCUCAAAUGAUGAAUCUGAAUUCUGUCAGUCACACAUUCAUCAUCAUCAUCAUCAUCAUCAUAUGCAGACAGUUGAUGCGACUUAGGCUGUUUUAGGGUUCUGCACAUAGGUCUGUUGUUAUCAUUCUUUUGCUAACAGUUGAUAUUGAUGUCUCUCCAUUUCAUGUUUCUCUUAUCAGCAACUUUGAACCUUAAAUUACACUGAUUUAUAACAGGCCCUUAACAGCUUGUCAUUCACGAGGUGCAAAACCGCCAUGUUGGAGCACAAGAAACGCACUGCAGGUGGGAAAAGACAAACAAAGGAGAUUUACAUUUUAAAUGAUGUGAGCUCUUUGUAUAUCUUCUCCCAGUGCGUCGGUCCUUGCUCUCCAUCAUGGCGGUUUCGUACCACAUGAAUAAAUGAACAACCGCAAAGGGCAUAUUUCUUCGAAUACUAUGCAGAUCUUCUGUCUUAAAAUGAUUGUCUUUUUGGUACGUAUUUAUUCUGUAUGGUCGUAAAGCCUAAGUUUAGAUUUUAGUUAAACAUCUUCCGAUGGCUCAGAGUUACUUGUAUCUGUUGUGUAUUUUGCGCUGUUAUCGUUGUUGCUCAGGUCAUCUUCUCCCAAGAAUCCUUCAAAGAGUUUGAAGAUGACGAACCAAUGACGUUUGUAACCUACGAGUUCUUUGAACACGAAUUUCAAACCACGCCUGUUGUCAAGGGAACAAGGUAAAGUUAUGUCCAACUCAAAUAGUUCAAUUUCGAAUUCUUCAUGGCCGCUGAAUAAAAGCGCCAGACGCAUUUGUUCAGGGUUAGCCUCGACCCAUCCUCCAAGACCCAGGGACAGUCUGUUGGGUCGGCAGAAAGGGCCCUAAAGGAAAAUAUUCACAAAUACCGGCGAGGUGCCUGAAUUUGAGAUCAAAACAAUAUACACAGUUGUACACAGGUCUUCUGACUGGAAUUUAUGAAUAUAUUUACCUGGUUCGAGGCUGUACCCUGUAUAUAUUCACCCACUCUUUACGCGGUGAGAUUCUUACUUUGGUCUGAAUCUAACCCACGGCUUUUGUCCUCAUGAAAAAUUCUGUAAGCACGAUACGAGUGAUGUCAAUCUCACAUGUUUACAAUUAUAAACGAAAUCGUGGGGACAGAGCCUUACGCCAAGAGCGUCAUGGACAUACAGUCACUCUUUACUUGCUUCCAUUAAUCUUGAUCGUUGACUCAAUAGCGGUGCCAUGCAUGGGACUCAAACUAUGCUGAGGCGAAUCUUUGCCGACCCCAUUGGAGUCACCGUGUUUACAGGUUGAAAGAGUUGAUUAAUUUGGGCAUUUUGUGCAAUUUUCAGCUCUUUCCACGAAGCAAUUACAAAGUAAAUAGCAGCCAUCGAAAACUGCGAAAUUGCUGGGUGGCAAAACCGUUGAUAAGCCCAUACUUUCUUUGUAAAGUUUCGAGUUUGUCAAUGAUAAUUCCUCUUAAACUAUUCGGUAUAUCGGGGUCAAAUUUUAACAGAUAGCUGAAAUUGUGUAGUUUUUCGAUAUUCGGUUUAGCUUGAUCAGAGAAUGAAAGGCAGGCGUGACUAGUGAGGCAAAUAAUGUAUACAAAGAUUCGCGAAUAACCAGGUUUCUCCGGUCUCUUGCUUCGAGAAAGAACCCUGGUUGCGGCUGGUCGCGUGGCUCCCAAAAUCUGAGUUUUCGCGCGGUCACUCUCAUUCCUCGUUCCUCGACACCGCAAGGAAACGCUUGCUACUCGGGCUAGGUUCGAACAAGCCAAGGAACGGAGCGGCGUUUUAUUCUCGUACUUACUGUUUAAAAAGCAGUCGACAUCCGUCGAGUCCGUAAAUUCCGUCUUUCUCUGUCAGUCAUUCGGAGCAUUCGUCUAGGUAGAGAUAAAUUACCCAGUGCAGUCUGUAAUGAGUGGUGUUGGUUCUCUUUGUUUCAGGCCUGAAUUCAACUUCACUUCUCAGUAUUUAGUGAGAGUAGACGAUUUCUUCCUGCAUUACUUGCAAAAGGUAAAUUACCUCACUGCUCGUAACAAGUGGUGCCUAAUGAACCUCAUGCAGUUAUCGAAUCAUAUCAUGUUGUACGUGCUUUCCUAAAAGCGAAUUUAAUUACAGCCUGUAGGAAAUAAUUGUUGAGCUAUCGCAGAAAUCAAUUCAAAUUUUCUCUAUAACAGGAGUCCACUUUGCUGGAGAUCCAUCGAGCAUUUGGCACAGAUUACAAGACAGUAGCCGCUUGUCAGCUGAAGUUCCGAGACCUGCUUGAGAAGCCACACGGUAGAAUCCAUAGUACUGCCAAGCUAAUAGGUGAGUUAUAAACUUGUACUUUCAGCGGUUAAAAACACAGGAAAUUGAGAAUCGUUUUGACACCUGUUAAAACUGGGUGAUGUGAUGGAUCCUACCGUGGUAUCUGGAGUAGCCGUUGUUUGGGAAGGUGAUUUACUUCACGACUCAAAAAUCGGCCGCGUUGUUGAAUACUAACCUUGCCGAGAGGCCAACGUCAAUUUGUAACAUAUUUUCAAGAUUUUCCUUUACCUGUUCUUUACUGUUCAUUAUAUCAGCUCAAAAAUAGGUAGCUCCGUUCCGUUUUUCAUCCAUAAGAAUCAUUAGACAGUUCUUAUCUGCUCGUUUUGUAAUGAUAUUAUGAAUUUUCAACUUGAAUCUCACUUUUUCUGUUUGCCGUAUCUUGAGUCUAACUCUCUCUUAGUAAAACUUGCCUCCUUACCAGUACUUUGUCUGAAAUAUUUGCGUUCUAGCCAUUUCCAGUAUAAGGUUUUAGGAAGACAGUCCACCCACCCCACCCUUAAACAAAGAUUUUGUCUUGAGAAACUGUUAACGUCGGGUUAGGGGAGUGGUAGGAAUCUUGUUCUUAUCCAAGGUUUCUUGAUGUUAAAUAUGAUUUUUCACCAGGUACUAGACCUCCAUGUCAGGGAGCAGAGUUUGCGACCUUGGAGUACUGGGUCCGUCUAAGAGUUCCCAUGGACCAAGCAAUCAGAUUAUAUAGGGUGAGUUUUCCUUUCUAUUUUAAAGCUAAUGUUAUUCGAACACGAAAAUCUGGUACUAUUUAUUACUCAACUAAUAUCAUAGGUGACGAAUUACUCCUUAAUUUUGACGCGAAAUUUCAGCGUUAAUUUGUAAUUUCACAUGUGAAAUUACAAAAUUGCCAUGGCAACCUUCCGUACGUCUUAGUGUCAAGAUGGUGACGAAGUUUUAAACUGUCAUGAAUGAAGAUGUCAGAGCACAAAAAGACGCUUUAGAAAACCUGAACACACGAAAGAGCACAGCAAGAAGAAAAAAUUUUAAUAGGUAUUUUGUACCGGCCGCUCUAAACGUUCGAGAGAGUGCAGGAGUUCUUCGAUACGAUCCAGGAUUUCAAAAAUCCAAGAUUUAACGUGAUUCGUCACCCAUGAUGCGUAAUCAAAUAAUACUCGAAAGAUUUUGUCCAAGUCUAAUAAUUUUACGGACAAACACCAUUUGAUUACACAAACGCUUUCCACACUUGGUACCGGAAGUGUCUGAUUUCCUUUCCCGUCAACUACUACCGCGUAUAAGAGAGAUUUAGAGUCACUUUUACGGCAAACAGCAAACGUGAAUUUUACCCCAUUACCAAGUUUUCCUUUUUCUUGUCGUUAAUUAUUUGUUACUUCUACAAAAAGAAUCAUUAGUUGCACGCCAUUUUUAUCCAUAUGAAUCAUGAUUGUCUUGAUAAUUUCUCAACUUAAAUCUGACCUAUGUCGUUUGUUGUAAACCUGACUCUAAAUCACUCUAUUGUCUUAGAGCUUUGGACGCAAAGGCCGGGUUCACGAAUACCUCUUAGGACAAAACAGCUUCUAAAUAGUGUUCCGUAACAAUAGUCUAAUAAUCUAGUGUUAUUGAGAGUUGGGUUUACUCCUGGACGAGGUUAUGGAGAGAUCAUUUGUCACUCCAAACUUUAACAUCUAUGUACUAAAUCCUUUGUUGUUACCUUUCAAAGGAAACCUCUUUGUCAGUACUUUCACUUUAUUUCGUACGAUUUUACAAAUAGAAAAUUGAAUUUUUGGGGGGUAUUUGUUUUCUAUGGCUACUGUUAUCAGUAAAAGGGUUAAGGUAGGUGGGUUUGGUGAAUUCGGCCCCUGAUUGUUUCUUUUGUCCGUUCAUCUUCAAGUUUUGGUUAGUUCUCUGCAGUUGCCGCUCGUCUAGACAAUAGUGUCACUCAAAGAUUGUAAGCGUUAUAGUAUUCUCUGCUGUGAUUUAGGAACGUACUAAGGCGCUUGGUUACAUGAGUUCAGGAGCGUAUAAAGCUCUGGAAGACGCCGGUCACGUGCCUGACAAACCACCUUCGGACGUUAAUGAACUAGACGUACACGUAAUCAGAUGUAAUGGAUUACAAUCGAGAAGACCAGGUAUGGUGUACAGUAUUUACUAUCAGCCAAUGUAGUGCCUGCUACUACUGCAUAUGGUGACGGACUGAGCUUGUUUUUUUUUUUUAGUUACAUAAAUGUAUCGGGCUUAAAAUUGGCCUUCCCAUUUUUAUCAGCAAUUUUCUAAAGUGUUGAAGAUUUUUUCAAGACGACUAGCGAGGCAAAAGUCACGAUAAAUCAUUCGCACGCGAGAGCCAUCAGCUGGGCUCCCGACCUCUCUUGGGUAGGAGUUGUUAGUUCAGUUCUUAGUUCUCUCGUUUUUUGUUUGUUUGUUUGUCUUAUUUGUCACAUACUAGCUCUUUUAAUUUUAACAGGCGACUGACCGGCUGUUUACAUGGAGGGAGGAAGAUCCUAGAAGGCGGAUCAUUCUAACGCUAAAUGUUUUCGUUAUUCAGUUUACAUGCAAAAAGUUGUACUCUCCCUAGUGCUAGGAUCUUCCUAGCACCACGUAAACUGCUUUCGCAAGGAAGAUCCCAGUACUAGGGAGAAACCAACGAAAUGGCGUUCAGGCCGAAUUAUUAUAACUCAAAAAUGGAGUAAAAAUUUUAGGUACAGGAUAAGUGGGUUAAUUUAACUCCAAAUUCGUGGUAUUUUUCUUGUAGUCUUUUAACUCCCAGUCUAAAAAUAACUGAAAAUAAUCACACGGACCGCAAAAAUUUUCUGAUAACUCCUUUUUGGGGGUUAUUUUAAAAUCAAACGAAAAAGUUUGAUCCGUUAAAAUAACUCCUCCCCAAAAUAAUUCCUCUGUAAGAAGUUAAAUUAACCCCACUAGAGGAGGAUCUUCCUUGGGUGCUCUGAUAAACACACGGACAUUUUAAACAAUCCCCUUGAGAUGUCAGGAUCAUUCUUUUUUCAGGUAUUGUUUUUUCAGGUAUACAGCCUAGCCCGUAUGUAGUGUACCGCUUCUUUGACUUUGCUGAUCAUGACACAGACAUUGUACAGAAUAGUAACACACCCGAGUUCAACGACGCCAAAACAUUCCCUGUUCCCAUGACAACUGAGCUUGAUACAUACCUUAGGGCCGCGGUAAGAUAUUGAUACAGUGUUAACUGUUUGCAACCUGUCUCUUCUGAGUUUUUGGGUCGUGGCGCAACGGCUGACACGCAAUCGGUUAACGGACGGACCAUUAGAAAAUCGGUUAAAGUACCAAAAAAUAAACGUCCUCUUUGUUCAGCACGUCCCUAAAAAAUAUUUCUGCUAGGGCUAAAAAAAAACGCAAGUUUGAAAAAAAACCGUUCGAAAGAUCCUUGUAACUUUUCUAAUGGUCCGUUUGUUCUUCUAAAAGAGUUCUCUUUGUUCCAGUCCUAUAUUUCUGCAAGGGACUGAAACGCUAUAGUUUCACCGUUCGGAGAUGUGUGUUCUGGUGUGUUUAUUCUUCUAAAAUAUUUUUCCGCCAAGAGGGUCUUGUUUAGAAUUUAUAUAAAUGGACGCGCAAGUUGAAUUCGUUUUCAUGUGAAUUAUUGUGCACCAGGCCUUGCUAUAAUAAAAAAGCUUAGAGCAACUCAGAAAUAAGCUAUUGGCUUCUUUCGUUCUACUCGAAAAUCAAAUCUGUUUUUCUGUUUCUUCUCACGAAUCCGUAAAAAACCCCUGAAAUGUAAACUUAACACUAAGUUGCAGUGGCUGGGUAUCAGUCUACAGUCAAGGAUUUGGUGGGAAACUGAUCACUGAACUUUUGUGAGUAUUUAGGUAGUUAGUACCAAUAUAAUGGACGGAAUUUAGUAUUGACCUUGUUACUGCCGGCCUUGCUCACACUGUGACUUAGAUAGUAAAUUAUAAUUUCAGGCGCUGGAGAUUUAUGUUUUUGAUGAUGCUGAUCCCGAACCCGCAGCCUAUAUGGGACUCGCGAAGGUUCCACUGAUAACUCUGGCCAGUGAUAAGCCUAUUAAGGGAACCUUUGAACUCAGAAGGGUAAGUUAUUAGUACAGCAGUGUUAAGUGGGACUGAAUAACAUAUUAUCUCAGGCUAUUCUCAGCUGAUUGUAAUAUUAUCAAUUUGAAGUGCUUUAGUCAAUCGAUACACAAAGUAAUUGGCCAGUGACUUCAUUGUCUGCAAUGCGAAGACACUGCAAAUUGAAGGAUAGAAGUGGCUCAUGUAGUUAUCCGAAAUUUGACCUUUGGUUAACGAUUUCACGUUUUACCGUAACAGCUCUCUUUUCUAACCGCUUUUCUUGUAUGCAGAGUGAACCAAAUUUGCGCUAAUUUUUAUUAUGUCAGUUACAAUACAAAAAGUUGCAAACCUCUCCAAGUAAUGUACCCUCUUUAGAAUCUGAAAGUCACAUGGGUUAACAUUGAUUGGAUACUAGAAUAGAAAGUUAGAUUGCAAAUCGCGUAUGCAUUUGGAACGUUGUAGGUAAAAGCAGCCCGCAUAACUGGGGUCAAAGCGCGAGAGACGAGGACGACGCGCAAGUGGUAGAAGUUUAAAAGGAACAGAUUUGGUUUAUCCGGAGGUUUGAAGAAUCGGGGUAAAAUGCAUUAUUAAACUGUGGAUGGAAAGUCGCAAUUUGCGUUCCAGUCGUGAAGACAUUUGAUUAAUUGACAUGCUGCACUUUUAAAGCUGACAAUUUUCUUCCUUCAAUCAAUAUCUGCAGGCUUCAGGAAGUGCUAAUGGGACUAUUGAUGUUUAUUUGAAAUGGAGAUACACCUAUCUACCCGCUAGUUCCAAGCCCCGCGGUGCACCUCAGGUAUACGUUAUUUAAACGUUACUUACUUCCUCUCUCUCCCCGUUCCUUCUCGGCCUGCUUGGCCACAGCAGCUAUUCCUUAUCCUUAAGAAUGCAAAUCCUGAUCCUUGGAUGUAGACACUCUUAAUACGGCUUUGCGACUGUGGGAUCAAAGAUAAAUUCCCAUUAGAUGUAAUAUACAUGUUAAAAUCAAGAGGAGCAGUGUUUUAACGCAGUAUAGAAACAUUAUGAUAGUGCGUUGACGAAUGAAAUGUAGGCGCAAUCCCAUUUUCUCCAACUGCUUUGAACUAGUUUCCUUUGUCUUUGUUUGCUUGGUUGUUUGUUUUAAUAAAUUCUGAAAUAGUUGGACAAAUGUGCUGUCGGAAAAAUUGUCCAUUUUCAGUUGGUUUCGUCUGUUAUAGCAGAGUUGAUUUGUUGAGCUCCUGUUGUUGAACUUUCUGUUUUUAGCGAAUAAUGCAAGUUCCUGGUGACAAAGAACCUUUCAGCUGGGACAGUGAACCGGAAACUAGGGAGUUAUCAAAAUCACCACAGAAAAGAGAAAAACCACCGUCACCUGUUGAUACUUCGACCCCAAAGCAAGAACCGCGGGAAGAAAAGGUGGCCAGGCGAGAGCGGCCAUCUCAGCCAACGCAGCUAAGAAGGAAACCAUCGGACCUGAUACAGAAGGCUGAGCCGGUAGUGGUUGAGAGAAAAAAGUAAGACAUUCUUUUAUUACUAAAUUCUCCUUAAGGAACAAUAGCCUUUUUGCAAUAGUUGGUCACGUGAUCAACUUUCUGUAAACACGAAAACGAUUCUGCGAACAGGCUCCCAAGUUAAGCUGGGCGAAAACAGUAAAUUGGCGAGCGAAGCAAGACGAGCUUUGCCAAGGGAGAAAAAAAAGCGAAGGAGCCUGUAGACUUUGUUUUGAUGCCGCUCAUCCGCCCACUUACUAUUAUUUUGUAACGUCUAGGUAAAUAAGGUAACUAGACCUGUCAAAUUAUGAUGUUUUUUAGGCUUGAGUGCAUCGGCUUCAAUAACAUUCGCGUGUACGUGGUUUUUUUUUCGCGGAACGAGGAAUAUAUUUAUUCAAUAUUCAUGCCUCACUUGUCAAGAGUCAGCGAUCUUACCAAUCAGAUCAUGAUACCAAUCAGAUAUCAUAAAUGGGCGGCAUCAGAACAAAGUGUACAGGCUCCCCCGCCCCUUUUUCUCCACCCAGGCCACGCUCUGCCCCCUUCGCUAGUCGAUUUUCUUUUUCGCCCCGCUCCACUUAAGGUAUCGAUUGAAACGGCAGUCGAAAAUUACUAUGGGAUAAAUAACGCUUGCCACCCAAUCAGGGUUGAAUGGUUUCCAUACAAAUCAGUGAAAAUUCUGAAAUUUUCAAACUGUCGUGAAAUCUUUCCAUUAAGCAUUAUACACGUAGUGCUUAAAUUUCUGUCGUCUUUUGUUCUCAGGCGUGGACAACAAUGGUAGCUUGCCCUCUUUUGCAAUUACUGGGCUCGGAAAAAGAAAAAACUUGACUUCCAGCUUGUCCUUUGGACAAGCAACUAUCACAAUUUCCUUGCCUGGGGCCACUUCUUACUCGUGUUAGUUGGUGAUUUAGUUAGAAGGUUCAUGGAAAGCAAAGUUUGGAGACCCCUGAGUUGGCAAAAAAACAAAAAAAAUAUUCAAAUACUCAAUCCGCCAAGCAACGUUCAGCUUGUCUCAAAUUUGUAAAGAAGCACAAAAGCCUUACUGUGGAAAGGGCCGGGAUGAUUAUCUUUUCUUGGAUCAAUGCCCGAAAUAUUUUUUUUUAGCUGCCUAAUGUAUAUUGCUUGGGGGUCGAAAUGGCUCCUGCGCAGCAGGUGAUAAAGAAGCUUAAAAUGAAUCAUCUGGGCCUUUACAAGCUACAUGUCUUAUCCCACUCAAGGCCGCAACUACUACAGAGUGUUAAGAAAAAAAAAACAAAAAAAACAAAGGGGGCAUGCCGGUUACUGAACUUCUGAAUGCAAGUACCCAAUAGAGCAAUAAACAUCUUUCCGAAAUUUCAUGUAAAAAUAAAGUUGUAGCUCAUGAAAUUAGAGGAAUAGACUGAUCUUACGUCCGUGAGAUCAUCGAGAUCGAGCGCCUUGUGUUACGGGCUGCCAUCUUGCAUGAGUGUCAAAACUACUUAGGGGAAGGGGGCGGUUUGGGAGGAAGCGAGAAAAAUUUUUCUCGCCCCUCCCCCUUCCUUAGAGCUAUAAUCCCCGACGCCCGCCCCCUCGGUGCAUUUGAAAAUCAAGAUACCCGUGACAGUAAGACGCGGUAUAUCUAAAAUCUGACGAAAAAAUGGUGGACUGUGAACAGUCUAUUAGAGGAACGAACUGUUGGGACACCCUGUACUUUGCCAGAUGACCGGACGGGGAUUUUUUCGAGCCCUGCUUACCCAGUGCAGUGAGUCUCCUAGUAGGCCAUUUCCUGAGUUUUCUAAAACACUCGCUUUCAAAACGAGGCUAAGUGCGAAAUUUCUUAUCAAUAUCUUCGCACUUAGCCUCGCUUUGAAGCGGGGACUUGAAGCAACGAGGGAAUGGCCUAUUGGCUUUGUAGGAAGAUCUUGUUCUACGGAAGUAAUAAACAAGAAACGUUUUGACUCUCCUUGGUAUCGUUGCGUCGUUUUUUUUUUUUUUAGAGAAAAGCCACUUGAAUCGAUGUCGGUGGAUGAAAUAGAGAACGAAAUAGCCAAGAAACCACAGCCUGCCCCGCGCACCCACAAACGUGAACAGGAGAAGCCUGUUGAAGAGAUGUCAAUUGAUGAGAUGAUGAAGGUGGCCGAGGAACCGAGUGAGGAGAAUGGAUCCGAGGUCAAGUCUCCAAGAGAAAUUGUGGACUCAUCAGAUGAAGUACUGUGCAUGGAUCAAUGUUAUUAACUUAUAAUUAAAUUUAUAAUUUGGAUUUCUAUGAACGCCGGGUACUCGGGACAUCAAUCCUCGUGGUUGUGUCGGUUCAUGUCUUUAAGGGCUGUGUCAUAGCUGUCUCGUUCAUUUUGUUAGAGCCAUUUUUGUAUGACCUCGAAAUGCAAACGCGCGAACAAAACAGAAACGACAAACAAACGGAAAUAGAGCGAUUUGAUUCGUUUGUCGAACGGAUACAAACGUGCGUGGCUUUUGAAUGGUUAAGCGAACACUCGGGUGAAAAACUUCAUGCCCGAGAACUUUCUACAAAUCAACCGAUACUUCGCUGUGACGUUAUACUGCAACACGAUUGGCCAAUCGAACAAUGCCUUCUCCAUAUUAGGGUUGUCUUUGGCAAAACGAAGAGGCCAUGUUUUGAUCUUUUCAUCCGUUGGCUGACAAAAAAAGUAACGAACACUUACCGAAACCAUUUUUCAAGGUCAUACUAAAAUCGCUCCAAUAGAGAGCUUAAGCAAAGACGUUUUUGGACGACGCACAUCACCCGAAGUGAGCUCUUUUCCCUUUUGAUAUGCCAUGACGCUUCUUAAUUUCUAUUGCUUAAUGUCUCAAGUCUUAUAGAGACGCUCUACCUGAAAACCCCCACUUCCGGCUGAUGUACGUUGCUCAAAAACGACGUUGCUUAAGCUCACUAUUAUUAUCAAUGAAGCUUCAUAAUAUGAAACUUAACGCUGGCGAAAAAAUUUCUUGCGUAAUAUCAAACUUUAUAAACAAAAAAGAAACUUUAAAAAACUGUUAGGCUAACAAGUUUUCAAAAAUCACAAUGCUUCAAUCUUUUUAAAGUUUGUCCAUGUUUUGUAUUUUCCGUGUUAUUUAUACCUUCUUUUAGCCUCGUAGAGAGAACGAGGUUAGCCGUACAUAAACAAAGCUUUAAAAAUCUCCUGAGACAAAAUGGCUGCCGCGUGACAAAGGUCUAUUGGUGGAAGUUUGCACUGUUGGAAUUUUAAUAAUUUUCGUGACACAGCUUCCUCAAAGAACAACUGAGAUGUAUGUUACAUGUGUGGGGUUCUUGUCUAGGGUCAUGGCUUAAAGACCGACGUAUUAUGACGAGUAGACUUCCUAUAACUUUAGUCGACUCUAAUUGUUGACGGCUGGAAUCAAGUAGUGAGUACGGUGGACAUUUUGUAGGGAGGCCGUUUUUUAUCGGUAAAUUGUUUUUAUUUUUUAUUUUUAAGAAUGAUGAAGCUCUGGUGGCUGAAGAAAUGAGAAGGACAACUGAAGCAGCAGCCGUCAGUGAAGACACCAUGUUUGAAGAGCAAGCAUCAGAUGAUGGUCCGUAGCUCUUUUUUUAUUAUUAUUUUUUAAAAAAAUGUGUACUUCAAAGAUUUUUUUAUUUUUGGCAAAAUAUUGUUUGCUUUUCAUUUAUAACAGUGCAUACAAGGUAUAUUACCAUUAUGUACCUACAAAAAGAGACUGGAAAAGAAAACAUUCACGAAUCACCAAAGUGUAUCAAACUGAACAGAUGCAAAAACAAAUGAAGUGAAAAAAUUAAGAAAACACAGUAAAUUCGCAGUGAGGUACAAUAAGUUUCUUCCAAAGAAAGUUGAAGAAGAAGCUGACAACCUCGACUCGAUUUCUUCAAGUUAGUACUCUUUUUUAUGAUAGGCUCGAUACGAUUUCCGCCUUUUUCUAAGGUAAAAGCGGCUGGUAAUCAAGCCUUAGUGUAUUACUGACAGCAUUUAGUAACGGUUUCACUGCACUUGAAUACUGGGCCGUUUUGUAAUUUCUGGGUAUUGUUUUUGAUUUCCAGUUGUUGAGAGAAGAGUCAGCCCUUUUUAUUUGUAAAGUUGUUGGUUAUUAAGAGUAGGUCAAACACUGCGUUUUCGUAUUGUUGCUGUCAAGGUGACCUAGUAGGCCUGACAUAAAGGAAUUUCCUUUGUUACUGUUCAGGUUUCGACUCAACAAUCGGCGAAGAAGUGGACAUACCCCUUCCCUCUGCAGAAUCCAAAGAGGAAAUAAAUGAAGAUGAAGAAGAAGAAGUAGAAGAGGAAAUAGAUGAAGGAGAAGAGGACGAAGAAGAUCAAAGAAUAGGACAGCAGGAAGAAACAUUUGUGGAAAGUGGAGCUGAGACCAGUGAAAGUGAAAACGUGGUGGUGUCCCCAAGACAUUCUCGCGCAAAGUCGGUCACCAAUGUAAGUAGAGAAUGUUGAAAAUCUACUUUUACUAUGCCAGCCAGGCUCUUGGUGUACGGCAAGAAUCGAGUAGAAUAUCUUUUCUCUAGAGGACAACUUUGCUGAGACUUAAGUCCCGCCUAACCACUCUAGCUAACUAGUUUUCCUUCACCCUGCUUGGAUUCGUACUUGUUGCAGUUUUUUAUACUCUUUGUUUCCCUUGUUGUUUUUCAGUCACAGUACAAACUACUUAAAGCAAUUGUAUUCCCCCCCCCCCCCCCCUAUACGGAGUGCAACUUUAGAAGAGUGAGUGAAGGCCCGCAUCUUUUGCAUUUCCAGUUAAUGAAAGAGCUCCAAAACAGAAAGACAAGUAAUGACGUCACAAAAACUAAAUUUGUGAAAUUAUGGGAUAGGUUGGUAAAGUCAGAAAGACAAAGAUGAAAAUGAGCCUGUUGGUGCAAAUUGGUGAGGAGGUAUAAGCAUGCACGUAAGGUUUUAAAAUAGGCCUGCAUCGUAAGCCUUACGAUCCAAGCCAAUUUUAGAACCACGUGUAGAGUCGUUAGAGCAGAAAGGUGACGUUACACGCGACGAUUCGCAACGACGAUUUUUACGGCUACACAGCCGCAGAGCGUUGCAAUAUUGGAACAAUGUGGUAACUAUUCAAGAUUAGUAAAAUCCAACUAGUUGUCCAUUAUCAAUGCUGCGUUCUGAUUGGUUGAGCCACUACUAGGCUAUAUGUUAUAGCCCACUCGUGGCGAAAAGCGCCAGCUUUGAAAACCAAAACAAUGGCAGCAGAAUCGCGUUUUGCUAGCUAAAAUUGUUUUGUCUCAAUAUUUUUGACCAACUAGUUGGAUUUUACUAAAACAAUUAUUCCUCUCUCGCUCAUGGCCUCUGAGUCAAUAGCCCAUGCGGCCGAAGGCCUAAUGGGCUAUUGACUCAGAGCCCAUUCGGGCUCAGGAAUAAUUGUCAACAAUGUCGCAACAAUGUUGCAACACUGUGUUGCGCUAAAAAUCGUCGUUGCUAAUCGUCUCGUGUAACAUCACAUUUACGGUGCUUCUAUCUUCCCACCAGUUUGCACCAACGGGCCCCAGUGACUUUUGGCAACUGGGCUUUUUUCAUCCUUUUCUUUCUCAAUAUGCCCACCAAUUCCAUAAUUUCACAUAUCUUUACUCUAUUCAUGUUUGCUUUCCGUAGCUUACUACUGCCAUCGUCAUCCAGGUCACAAGUCUAACACUUUUCUCCGAAGCACCAUUUCUAGAUGAUCCAAACGUUAAACAGCUGUUUGUCGCGUACAAGUUCUUAGACUGUGAACCAGCUGAUCUGGAAACACCAAUGUCCUUACCAAAACCUCUUCCUGACAGACCUAUUUCCUUCAAUUUCAAGAAAGGUACUGUCUCAGUUGAAGGUUAUUAAUUUUGUUGUUAACCCACUUUUCUACAGCAUACGUCUACAUUUUUCUGACUGAUUUAACUGACCUGCGGCUUUUUAGCGGACGUGCUCUUACCAAAACUCCUCGUUUAGCUUAAGAAAGGUACCUUGACUUGUUUGGGUCUGUCUUUAGUUAGCAGUGGAUAGUCGGUAGAAAACAAACGAGUCCUUUUCGGGUUUCCUCUUUGACAUUAGUGAGCUUACAGAACAGGACGGCAGAAAGAAGAGGACAGGCAAAACGUUUGUGUGUGACAAGCGUGACAAGGCUAUUACUUACUUGUUUGUUGUGAUGUCACGUUAUUUGAAUUGUUUUAAAACAAGACUUUUUGUCACGCUUGUCACACACGUUUUGUCGCCUUAUUUCCUCCGCCGUCCUUUUGCGUAAGUUCGCUAUAUGUCAAAAAGGAAGAGCGAUGAAAAAACUUUUUUUCACAGUGUUAUUGGUUAAAAAACCAUGCGCCUUUUUUCCACCUAUCAGAAGUGAGUAAUUCUAAAGCUAAUAGUCCCUAUGUGCGCAUUUUUCCCGGCCUUGGCACCGGUUGCUUUGGCAACUGAAAACAGCUCUACCUUACGGACGCGAUUACCAGUAGAGCGUUCCCACUCACCUGGCUAAAGGAAGGUUUUCCGUAUAUUUUGGUAAGAAAAUGGUUCAACUCUCAUAGGACAGGUUUGGAACACCAACAUGGCCGCUGCUUCAUUGUUUUAAAAUAUCAAUAUGGCGGACUUGACUUCAUGUAAAAACGUUCUAUAGAGUGUUUUCACUAUCACAUAACGAAAAAAAUAACUUUUAAACCGUUUAACUAGAGAAACCAAGAAAAGGAAAUGUUACAGAAGACUCAUAAAUAUACAAGUCUCGGGUUAGUUAUUUUCGCAAGUCCACGCACUUUUAAGAAGCUUUGUAUGGAGACGCCAUGCUCGUCUACCAACAUGCGACACCAAUAUAGCGGCCGAAGAUCAACAAAAACAUCUGGAUUUCACUUUUGCGAUAAAAAAUGCUUUCUUAUGCUUAUGGACUAUUUUACAGGUGCAUAAGCGCAUAAAAGCUUUCCUUUUUAUGGUUUAAAAAGUUAACUCACAGAUACCUACAUUCUAGCACCAAGUGCCUUCGUGUUUUCUGAAUGCAACUGUGUCGCUUUUCUGAAUAAGAGUACGGUCGGGAGGGGCAGGGGUAGGGGUAAAGGGUGUGGGAACAGGAGGGUGGGAAGUGAUACAAGAACUUUCUGUUCUGACAAAUGAGUUAAGCAAGUCUAUUACCACAGGGUUCUCAAUAGAUUUUUAAGUAGGAGGUGAUCACUGAUAAAGUAGGAGGCUCUUCAGCAAAGCCAGAGGUGUCAAAACAAAGCAAAGAAAAGCGACUUAAACACAAAGUAAGCGGCUAUAAAUCCCAAAGUAAGCGGCGAUCAAUCGCCGGGUGCCGCCUUCUAUUGAGAACCCUGCUGUAAUACCACCAUUAAAAAAUUGUUGUGAAGUUUUCUCUCUAGGGAGGCUGAGUCUGCAUAGUAAAGAAUAUUAUGAUAUUUUUCGAAGAAACGGUGAUAAAAGCAGUUAUGGCGCUAUCAUGACAAAAGAACCAUUACACUUCACCGUUAUGUCUGAAGGAGCUCUCUUUAUUACGGUAAACAUUUUUGUGAACUUCAAGUAGCACCUUCGCUACAAACGAACAACAUUGAUUAACAAGACGACUGUACUUUUAAUAUCACAUGGCAUAUUGACGGCGUAAUCCGCUUAAACAGGAGCGUGUUUUGGAUGAAUAUCGUAUUCUUCUUCCUCGUCUUCUAAUGGUACAUUGAGCGAAGACGAUUUUGCACGCUCUGGUAUUUCAUCUAGAAACAUGUCCUUUUUAUUGUCCACCUGUAAUUUGCCAUUGUUACGGCGACGUCGCCAAGCAUCGCUGAAAACAGGAGUGUAAAAGUGAACUUUGUUGUCGCACAUUCUCCAUCAAAACAUCUAAAUAUUCUCUAUUUAAAAAAUUGGAGAGUAGAGAGAGGUUUGUUUGAAGAUUUGGGGUAAAAAUACCGAACACGUUUGGUUUUCCCGAUCGCCGAUUUCUAUUUUCUGGUAGUAAGAGACAGUGUACAGGGCAAAGUUUUCGUCUUUGAAUGCUGAACCGUGAUUUAUGGCCAAAAACGUUUCUCCUGCCAAGUGUGAUGCUUAACACUGAGAAGAACACUAGUUUUCCACCCUCACAUUCAGAGACACUUCGAUACUUUAACUUAAAGGCACUUUUAAGUUGCCUGAAUUAUAGCUCACCUGUCAUCAAGAAACAGAGAUGAAAAGAACUGCAACCCAGAACUUGUUCAUUUUGACUCUGUAGUAGAUUAAUAUUAAGUCAGUGAAGAUAUAUAUGUAAGGAACUGAGCGGUUUGUUACCUCGUUGUUAGCAGGAAACUACCAACAUGAAUUUGCGGCAAAUGUGUAGUGCUAAAAGCGUUGAAAAACUUCUUCAUUGCUGGAAUAAAGAAAACUUUUAACUGUUAUGAUGAAAGCGUUACAAAAAGUGAAAUUGUUUUCAAUGUAAGAUUUCUCUGUUAACGAUACUGAACAUCCUCAUCCGUAAAUUUCGAGGCCGAUGGAAAAGUUAAACCAGUUAACUAUAUCAGUCCUAGACAGAAUGUUAUCGGUACUAAGACAGUCAAUAAAUACAAAGUUUGACAGAUUCUUCUACUUUUACCUGGCUCUAAACUGAAAGCACUGACAGCAAACUGUUCAAACUGUUUGUGAACGCAGGGAUUCUUUGAAUGAUAUCUUGUUGUACACUGGGGCUACUUUUAUAAUACUGUUCCUUGUAGCGGCUGUUUUCAAACGCACUUGAAACAUUGCAAGGCUGUUAACGAUUUGGCAAGUACCCUUUUCCAACAGUAAACUCCAAAUUACAGUUUAUUCUUUAGCGAGAGUUACUUGCAAAACAGGAAUGCAUGCAAAACGAAGAGCGUGUGUAAGACUAAGUGUUCGUAGGAACUUGCUUGGCAAUCCUACAGCUGUGCCAUCUGGUUACAUCAUUAAAACCUCGCAACUUACAGCUGAUAUCCUCUUCCAAAGAAAAAAACAAAUCUUGAAUAACUGAUUAUCACUUUUAUGAAUACGCUACAUAAUUACAUAUCGUGGCCAAAUACCUUUCUUCGUAUAUACUGAUCAAUCACCCCGAUUUGUGUUACUCGUAUCCCUGUGUUUUUCAGCAGCUCUUUACGAUUUUUUCCUAAUCUCGUUCUCAUUGAAUAAAUGUCUGACUGACAAGGAAAAUGCAAUCUCCAUACUGAAAUAUCAACCCAGAAACACUUUUACUGAAAGAUUAAAGAUUUGAAACAUUUUUUUUUUUUUUGCAAAGCAAACAUUCUGAUAUUUUCUUUUAUCCCGUAUAUGUAACUUACAAUUACACCUGUUGCCUGGGUGUGUUUCGCUUAAUUUUAAGAAUUCAUUCAUGAUAUAGAAAGUUUACAUUUCUGUUUUAAUGAAGAACUUGUUGACACAGCACAUUUCGUAAAAAAGGGUCCGUACGUUUCUAAAGCAAAACAAUCAAAGAACUCCCCCCUCGCGUCCAAUUGACGUGUUCAAAUAACACGGGUUGUAUCAUAAUAUAUUUGCAGGAAAAAAAAAACAGCUGAAAUGUAUGUGUUAUAAACGGCUUUGCUUUUGGCUCCAGUUUUUUGGGGAAUAACAUAUGAUUAAAAAAAAUAAGUGUUGUUCGAAGAACACUGUUAAAACGAACAAUGUCUGGCCUUGAAAAACCCAGCCGUGUUAUUAGCGGUGUUGUAUCACAUCAUGAUACUUAUCCUAUCCGAACUUUUUAACGACACGAGAAGUUUAAUUCACUAUCUUUUUUUUGGAUAUAAUAAGUAUGUACCACUCAAACGCUAAUUUGCGCACUCUGAACGCUCUACUUUCAAGAAAAACGCCUUGCUGUUUGUUAGAUUGAUUGCUUUACUUGGUCUCAUUAAGAAUUCAUUUGGUCAUAUUACAGGGAAAGGACCUUUAGUGACUCCAAAAAGUGGUCAUUGGCCGUAAUGACGUAUUUUAAAAUGUUCGUAUUGCAUCUAAGGAAAUGACUUGUUAACAAACCGAACCCCUCUUGUUAAAAAAAAGAUUCAACGCGCAGUAAUCAUCCUUUGUAAAUCAUUGUACAUCACCAAUUGCAGAUGUUUGAUACCUGAUUUAUAUUCAAUAAGAGUGAUCAACAUCAAUUUUCUCGUGACAGUGUCGAUACAUAAUCAAAAGAAAUAGUCAGGAGGAUGAAGAAAUAUGAACAACUUGAGAAAAUAUGCUUUGAUCUUUUGUCAAAUUCUCCCAACUAAUUCUUUAAGGAAAUGUAUGGAGAUCAGUUCAGAGAAUUUGUAUGCGGAUAUCGGGGCUUAAACAUAACGACCACUUUGAGACCCCGUUUACACUACACUAGUCUCCUUCGCAGCCGUUUUUAGGCUUGUCACGCAACACUCCUGCGUUGCGUGACGAGCCUAAAAAUGGCUGCGAAGGAGACUACGUUUACACAUGUGACGUCUGGAAAAAUUUUUGAACGGACGAAUUUUCAACUGUGCCGUUCAAAAACCUGCACAUUUCCGCGAGUGCCGACUUGUAAACCAAAGGCGGAUCCAUGUAUUUGGGUUCAAUUUUUCUCAGUGAUUUAUUUUUGAUGUGCUGUCAACAAGUUCGUCAUUAAAACACAAAUGUAGUGACUUGUAAAAUGUAAAAUGAAUGAAUUCUUAAGCAACCGAAACACACCCAUGUAACAGGUGUGAUUUUCAAUGUGAUAUGUGAGAGAGUCAAUUGUUAAGAGAAUAUUAACUUUGCGAAAAGCAUUUCAAGUUCUAAACCUUUCAGUAUUUUUGAAUUUUUAUUUUAGUUGGAAGACUGCAAUUUUCUCAGUAGGAAACUACGAACUAUGUAGACUGUAUUUCUUCUAUACCUCUCUUGGGUACGUACCCUGGAUCAUUUUCACUUUCAAAAUAAUAUAAUAUGUGUUCCUACUAUAAGAACAAAAUCAGGCAAGUGGAAACAACCACUGAAUGGGAAAAAUGACUGACAUUUUACCACAAUAUUCAAUCAUUUAGCAUAUAGAAAAAAGUACUUUUUCGUUCUUCCAGUUUAGGUUUUCUUUUGCUAUUUGAUGGAACACAUCAGGUGUUAGCAACAAUGUUUCAAUGAUGUAACCAGAUGGUACAGCUGUCCGAUUGCCAAGCAAGCACCUGCAAACACUUGCACGCGCUCUUCGUUUCAUACAUUCAUUGUUUUGCACUAAACUGACGCUAGAAUAAUAAACUGCAAUUUUAAGGUUAAUUGAUAAACAAGGAAACCCGCUGAAUCAUCAACACUGGUUUUAAAAGGUGAGGAGUGUGUUUGAAAACAAAACCAGUCCCAGAACUGAACAGUAUUAUAAAUAUGGCUCCUGUGUACAGCAAGAAGUCAGUAAGUCAAUCCGAAGUCCUCUGCUUUGUGAGACGUGCAAUCGUUCAGCUUUGUGCCAGGUAAGAAGGAGGAAUCCUUCUCUUAUUAAAUUCAUUGACUAUAUUCUGGUCAACUUUGCAAAUCAAAGUACCGGACUUAGAUUUUUCUAUCCGGUACAAUAAUAAGUUUUACAACAGUCUGUUUUUGCGCUGCAAUUUGCGCUGUGAAUGAGACAUUCAGUAUACUAAGCAGAAUGCAUAUAACACUGGAAAAAACUCCUUCUCUGAAUAGAAUUUCACGUUUUCUAACGUUUUCAUUGCAUAAUGGUUUAGAUUUUUCAUGUCUUUGUUAGCCUGCGUGACUCGUCGCUCCUCUCGCGGACGCGCAAAAUUGCCUUUUCCUUUCCCCUUUCAGGCAAAUCUUUAUGUUUGUAAUGAAGUAGAAUUUAUGCGCUUCUAACGGCAUCCUUUGGCUUCCUUUUGUUUGUUUGUUUGUUUUUUGUUGUUGUUGUUGUUGUUGUUUUUUGUUUUUUUUUCCAACAAAACAAACCGCUCAGUUUUUUCCUUAUACUGAAUAUAAUUUCACUGUUUAAAUAUCAGUUAUUUUUACGGCAGGAAUUAAAAUGAACAAGUUCUGGGUUGCAGUUCUAUUGAUGUUUGUCGUUGCAUCUCUGUUUCUUGAUGACAGGUAAGACGGAUUACCUUACAGUGCCUUAAAUGUAUAGACUUGUGAGUUGCUCUGAAUAAAACGGUGGCCGAAACCCACUGUUGGUGUCAAUGUUAGGUGUCACAGGCGAGAGUCCAUGUCAACGCAAUUCGAUUUAGGAUUUUAAAAACAAAAUAAAAUUGCUUCACUCUGUCCUUAACAGUCACAAAUAGAAAUCUGCCGUCGAUAGAACCGAAAGUGCUUAAUGGUACGUAUCAUAAGCCCCAGAGUUUCAUGACCAUGUUCUACCCAAUAUUUUUCAAAUACAAGUUAAGGAUAAUUAGAUGCUUUGAUGGAAACGUUAAGACAACAUAGUUCAUUUUUAUUCCCGGUUUUCCAGCGAUGCUUGGCGAAGACGUCGCCGUCGUCGUCGCAGCGGAUUGCAGAUGGACGAUAACGAUGUCAACCCUGCUGAUCUAAAAAAGGACAUGUUCCCGGAUGAAUUACCCGAAGGUGCACCAUCGUCUUUGUUCGAUGAACCAUUAGAAGAUGAAGAUGAAGAAUACGACGUUCAUCCAAAACACGCUCCUGUUUAAACGGAUCAGUAUUACAUUAUUUCACCGAAAAAGACAAAUGUUAUAUUCUAAAUACAGUCAUGUAGUUGAUGCUGUUCGUUUGUAGCCAAAGAUGUACUUUAACUUUCAUAUACAAACAUUUAUUGUAAUAAAGAGAGCUCCUUUAUUUAUUCAUCACCGUGAAGUGUAAGUGUUAUUUUUUACCGUGUUUGUGGCGAUAGUCGUCCGUCGAAAGGCACUUUGAAAACUGCGUUGAGAUUUUUUACUGUGCAGACUCAGCCGAUUGGGAGUGUAUUGGGCCAUUUUCGAGUUCUUUAACUCUCACUUUCAAAACGAGACUAAGUGCAAAACCUUUCUUGUGGAAAAAUCACUUUCAUAUCAAUAGCUUCGCACUUAGCCUCGCUUUGAAACAGAGGUUUGGAACAAUUCGGAAAUAGCCCAUUAUAUUGCGCCAUUCAAGCCUCAGUGUGAAUGGUGUGAAUGGUGAAAGGUUUUUGAUCCUAAAAACAUGUUUUAAAGCUGCCUAGUUAGACACCGUUGUGACUCUAUUUUUGUCGGCUACAAAUUUAGCACAAUGAAAGCACAAAUGAUAACCUACUGAAAUCCUGUUAAAUCCAGUCCUUCAAUUUCCUCUGAUAGAUCUUCAAAUUGUGGGUAUUUACCAAACAUCUUUGUAUAUUGCGAGUGUAAGAAGCCGAGUUUUCAGGAAAUUUUUGUAAUUUAGUCAAUUAAGUUUACAAUCAUGUAAUUGUAUAUUGCAAAUAUAAAAAGCCGGCCGAUCGCGAGUUUUCAGGAAAUUUUUGUUCCCUUGUGUUAGAAUGACACAGUGGAAAACAUGCAAGGAGCAUAUAUUAGAAAAUAAUUUUUUUGUCAUUAAGGAAUGUUCAAGGCCAACAAGAAGCGUUAUUCCGAUUUCGACUGUCUCAUAUCGAAGAAACGCCUUAACUCAAGUGCUUUUUUCGACUGGACAAGAACGAUUAACGUACCAUGUGUGAAAACAAUCCAACUCAAAGUCACUAAAAAUGUCCCGAGCCUUAAUUUUGAUCAAGUUUACCAGACAGUAAAAAUGCGAUUAAGUUGCCCCUUUAAGUUCUCCUCAUCUUCCCCUCGACCUCAGGGGAAAAAAAGUCUCUGUUUUCCCUGGUGCCAAUCAAGGGCAAGCAAGGAAGGAUAUUCCUCAUUUCCCAUUUCAUAAUGGUCGAGGCGUCAUCAUGAGCAGCCGAUCGUUGGUUGUGGCAACUGGGCCGAUAAAAGUGCAAGGAUUGGCUUAAAAAACUACGCAAUGAACCAUUUGUUUAGUACCUAGGCCUUAAUUGAUAUUUAAAACGUUAUAUAACUUCACCGGACGGCAAUCGAGUAUAACUUUAAUUCUCCAGAUUUGUUCCCAUUUUUACACUAAGUCAAAAUUUUGUGUAGUGACAAAAGUGUGACCAACUAACUUAGCUAUGGUUUAACCAGCAUUUUUUUAUCUUAAAAAAACGUUGUCUUUGUCAUCUAGUCUGAGUUUCAAUCAAUCCUUUCAUUUCUAGAGGUUGGUAACCUCGAGCUUAAAGACAUAUUAUUAUUGUGUAAAAUAAAUAGAAAUAGCGGCGUGUAAAAGUAGUGCUCAAGAGGUUUCAUUUAAAUGGGCACACCACAUGAUUUUGUCCACAGCCUUGUAACCAAUAUUUACGUAGGACAUUGAAGCACCAUAGGACAAGUUUCGUACAGGUCAUAGAAAACCUGGAAAGUCAGGAAAUUUAGGCCUGGAAAGUCGUGGAACUUAAUAUUUGGUCCUGGAAAGUCAUGGAAAAUUAAAGCUGUGUUUGUUAGAUCAGUUACUGAAUAUGUCGAAGCAACUAAAAUUAUGACAAAGACAAGCAAUUAAACAGUGCGAAGGCCAGGCAUUCAGGUUUAGGCCAGAUUCUCUGUUUGUUGCAUGAGCUGAGUUAUGUCAAAAAAUACCACAAACAAGGAUAAUUUUGAAAUUUUUCACAAGCGACAGCUAAACUUAAGAAGGUCGGCAUGAACGACUAGAUAAGGUCAUGGAAAAAAGUAAUGGGAAAACAGUGAAAUCAUGGAAUUUGAAGAGUUCAAAAGAGUUCGAACCCUGUAGGAGAGUACUGCUGUUGAAGUGGUUUCACCAUUCAAGGUCCUACCACAGAACUUAAACCAACAGUGUUAAAAGUUAGAACUUCCACAAAAUCAAAUUUUAGAGCCAAGUAAACUCUCUUUAUAACUACAAUGACUCUCAGAUUAAACGUCGUAAUUUGCUUUUCAUUUCAGUUUUCCAUGUGGAUGCUGAGAAAAACGCAGCAAAACGAAACUUUCUCAAAUACAUGCUCUCCAAUGACCCCAAGUAAGUUUUCAUGUUCUUGUUGUUUUUUUUAAUAAAUGAAAGCAGGUAUAGUUCUAACUUUCAACUUAUCUCCAUUACAUAAGAGGGGUGUCUUGCAACGGGGAACUAUAUUUUAAAUAGCUGUCUUUUAUGAACACUUUGACGAAGCAUUGCGAGUGUGAGCUUAUUAACCCUUUAAGCCCCAAUAUCCACAUACAAAUUCUCCAAACAGAACUUCAUACAUUUCCUGUAAGAAAUUGUUGAGAGAAUUUAAUAAAAGAUCAAGGCAUUUUCUCUUUGGUGAUCAUUUUAGCAAUUCUCAUAACCUUUUCUCUUGACAAUGUAGGGAUAUUGUUUGGAGAAAAUUGAUGUUGGUCACUAUUGGGUUAUUAUGUGUUUCUAAGAAGAGAGUCAGAGAGUGUGGCUCGCAUUCUUUCUGAUUGUGCCUCACACUCAACUGCGUGCUUUGUUUUGUUACUAGACUCGUGUUUACUGUGGUCAGUGAUCCAUCUGAAGACGAUGAUGAUGAAGGAGACUGUGUGGAUGUAGCAAAUGCUUCCGUAGAUUUUAUACAAGUAUGUGCCUUACUACACUGUUCGAUCUUAGUUCUCAGUUAUUUUUCCUUAGAUUGAUUUCGAUGGCGAGCGCUGACUUCGAAAGGCCGCCAUCUUGAUUUUAUAUGGAGAUGGAACUCUGGAAGGGAGUGCAAUUGGCUAGUUUCGAAUUGCAUGCUGAGUUGAACAAAACAAAACUGAAUUGCAUCGAGAUUCGGGGAUUAAUAAUUCAUUCCCUCAGCCUCUUAAGUUUUAUUCUCAACUUGUCUAUUUCCCUGCCGGUAUUGUGAAUUGAGAGUGGAGGCGGUAGUUUUUAGAUCUUGUUUCCUCCGGCAUUAUACACCCUAGUGCCCGUCUUUUCGAUACUCUUGAUACCAAGAUGGAAAGGCAUUCCUUCAUAGUAAGCGCUCGAUUCCGACGAUUUUACGGGAAUAUAGGAGACUGUAAAGAACUUAGCACAAUUCCGAAUAUAGGUCGCACUAAGGAGGCUAGGUUCUGGUUGUCCCCAAGUUAAAUCCCGCUCUCACCUCUUGCGGGUGUUAUUUCUCGGAAAACUCUUCGCCAGUUCAACUUCUCAUAGUUUCAAACUUGUAACUACUGAGGAAUUUGUCUGUGUCAUGCUUAUGGGAUAAAGAUUGUCACAUAUUCCUUCUCAGUAUCAAAGCAUAAAAUGCUCAUUCAUUCAUGCUCAGUCCUACAACCCUGGUCAAAACUCUUGGGACACUAACGCAAUAGUAGCCUUCGAAAACAUCCGUUUCUCCUCGCUCUUCGCCGCUGUGGACGUUUCGCGCGGAGGAACGUCUGCGACUCAGCGACAGAAAUUCCAUACUGAUCACGUAAAAUCUGUCCGGAAUCCGGUCAGAAGCGAUGAUUGGUCGACGGAGUAGUUACAUUGUUUUAGCUAUUGUUUACGAAUGACAGACGAAAGACAAAAGGCCACAAAGGUCAAAUGUAAACGUGAAGAAUCUAUAACAAAACAGUCAAUAUUUGUGGAAUAUAGUCCUCUCUAGAAGAAGCAUUUGAGUUUUGCUGGAGUUCGUUGGCAGAUGAACACAACACUUUCCCAAAAUCGACCACGAAACGUAAAAUUGGACAAAUUUAUAUUUGGAACCCCAUGACCACCGGAUUUAUUACGUAAACAUUGAUUUGCGUCAUCAGUAUGGAAUUUCUGCCGCUGAGUCGCAGACGUUCCUCUUCGCGAAACGUCCCCUGCGGCGAAGAGCGAGGAGAAACGGAUGUUUUCGCAGGCUAACGCAAUAGCUUGUCAAAUUGAGGCAUCUUCCCUCCCCCCUUCCCCCUCGGUGCAAUGUUGGCGUUAUGCAUUCAAGUUUUAAUUCAACACAAUCAACACUGCUUGGGGAGAGGGGGAGAGCAGAAAUAGCCCCUUAUAACAACAUCUCCAAGCCUUUUUAAGUGGUAGAAUACGAGUUAAUUUAGCAAAGUGCGUCUUUGUGCCUAAUUUCCUCAAGUGUCCCAAGACGUUUUGACCAGGGUUGUAGUCUCCAAACGCGAUCGACAAAAUUGACAAAUGGCCUUUUUGAAGUCAUCAAUACCAAUUUAAUUAAGGCCGUUUAUGAAGUUAACAGUACUAUUUAACGCGUGUCUCCGUUUAACCUGCCAUGAAAAAUAGACACCCUACCCCCAAAAGUUUUGCGGUUUGAGCGUUUCUUAACAUGUCUGUGGAUUAUCAUAUCUUCAGAAAUAAGGAACUAUUAAGCAAACUGCUUGUAAUCUCUUCUCCUCGACAGAUAUUAAACGAAGGAAAGGACUUAGUUGACGGUGAUAUUGACUGUAAGUAAUUAAUCAUGAUUACCAUGGUCGUUUAUGAUUGGUUGAAUGAUCUCGCCCAACUUUCUCAUUCAAUAGCUACAGUAAAGCCAUUCCAUUCUUCCAGUUGGUCACACCGUUUUCCCGACGCAAAAUCCGGCCGUUUAUGUGUAUUUAUCUUGAGAUCUGUGGAUCAGUUUAUUUGAGCGCUUGUUCGAAAUGUGAUUGGUGAGAGUCAUGACGACAUUCUUUCUAAGAUUGUUGUUGUUGCCAGCUUUGAGUAGCCUUGAAAUAUCGCACAUUCAUGUUUUUAGCGACGAUUUCAAUGCUGACGCCGACUACGUGGUCGCUCAAGCACCUUGACGGCUUAUGUCACAGACCUUCUGCCCUUGGGUGUUGGAGAGGUGAAAGGCUUCGUCACAUGCCAAUAAAUUUUAUAAUUCUAUUAAAAUGGAGUCACCCUUGCGCUCCCUCAUAGCUUUUUCCGCCUUCAGUCAGAAUGCGGCGGGAACUAGAAAUGGUCGGAGGCAAAGAACGAAAUUAAGUCCAAAAAAAGAUAACUGCAAAAUCUAAUGCAGUGCACUUCAGAACUUAGACUGCGAGCAGUUGCUUCGGUAAAUUAUUUCACUUUUCACUCUUAAAAAGGGUCGAUUUUUUUAUCAUUAUUAUUACUAUUAGUACUCUAAAGGGUUUCGUUUAUCGUUUGUCUCAGUCACGAUUGUCACAUAGAUUUUGGUUGGUUGGUUGGUUUACAAUGGAGACUGAGAAUGACAACACAAUUCCCUUUCUUGACACGUUGGUCAUAAAAGAUUCAGAAGGACGCCUCACUACAAGUGUUUACAGGAAAACUACGCACACUGAUCAGUACCUGUCUUGUGACUCACACCACCCUCAAUCAGUUAAACACGGUGUUGUCAAGUGCUUGUAUGAUCGAUCGAAAAAUAUUAUCACCAAGCCAUCUGUUAUCUCUGAGGAAAAGAAGCAUUUAUCCUCUGUCCUUGUCUCUAACGAAUACCCCUGUUCUUUUGUAGCUAACGUCACGAAAUCCAAGAAUCAGCCGAUAUCUAGUAAAGACCCCACAACAGAAAUUAAAUCCACAGCGGUUCCACCAUACCUCAAAGGGUUAUCUAAACAACUUCGUCGUUGCCUGCAAAAGCAUGGCAUACGAUCUGUUUUCAAGUCCGAUACAACACAGACUUUCAAAAAAGUCCUUCGUCGGACCUCUCGCGACUUCGUCGCUCGCGGUCGGCCGCUUCGCGGACAAAAAAGGCUCGCUCCGCUCGCCAGUAGAUCGACUUGUAGCAAGUCUAGAUACAACACUAAGAUCACACUUAGUGCGACCUAAGGAUGCUUUUUAUCCGCGAAAACAAGGUGGUGUAGUGUAUAAGACUCAUUGUGAAUGCGGCAAUAUAUGCAUUGGCGAAACAGGCAGGUGCAUGCAUGAACGGGUUAAGGAGCACGAUAGGGUUAUACGGCUUUCGCGAACUCAGUCGUUUCUGGACAUGCCAAUAAGACCUGGCUUAUCCGCUCUGGGAGGAGGUUAAGUUUAUUGACCGAUACCCUCACUGGUACUCUCGUAGAGUUAAAGAGGUUACUCGCACAAGACAUCACCGUAACAAUAUUAACAAUGACAGUGGAAUUGAGAUUCCUGAAGCGUGGAUGUCUACGAUCAGACGACUUAGCAGCCGACCGCUACCACAAUGGAUCGCUGAGGAAACAGGUCCUCGCCCCCCCAACGAUAAUGGGAUCGAAACCCACCAACGAUAAGCGCAGUUAGUGAUACACCAAUCACUAACAACCACGGUGGUAUAAAACGUUCUAGUCAGUAAAUGGACAUGAUCACCUGAUGAAGACCUGCAGCAUGCGUUCGAAACGUCGCGAUCAGUUUCUAUGUGAGGCAAACGAUAAAUGAAACCCUUUACAAACAUUAUCCUCGAUGAACCAAUAUCUUUCAUGACACUAUUAUUCUUUAAGUAAGUUUCGUAGGGGCUGCCCCUGCUUUCCAAUAAUUGAGCGAGUGCUGUGGUCUUAAUGCAGAAAAAUAAACAACAAAAUAGCGUUUGCUUCUCCUUGGUGUGAUUAGAGUUUAAAUCAUUUAACAAAAUGACCCUUUUUCAUGUUAUUUCUAAUUUCAAAGUCCCUGGCCUCAGCCUGAUUUACCUUGCGUUUAACUGCAUGCGUUUAGUUGCGUAGAAUAUCACGCACAACAUUCUUUCCCGGUCUUGAUUGCAGUGUAUGAUAUAGAGAGUGAUGAGACUAAGAUUGGAACGCUGACCGUCACAGUGGAAGCGUCAAAGGCUCUUUUGGACUUGUACAACGACGAAUAAUCCCAUCGAAAGAGAUCUACUAAUGCUUUUGAACUUGUGCAAUGACUGAAAACUACUUCGAAUGUGAUUCAUCACUUGUGCUCGUCGCCGUGCUGUUCACUUUAUUUCACCCAGCCAAAAGGAAAGACUCCGGCAAGUAAUGGAGUUUAUUUAUUGCAAAUACCUGCUGAGAGACGCUCUUUGUUGGAUGGAUACAUCUAUCAAACUCAAACGCGAAUUGUUCACUGAUACAAAAAGGGUGAAAUUUGGAAAAUUCAAGGACUUCAAGACACGAAACAGAACUAACCCUGACCUUUUGUAUCCAGCACCUAAUUUAUUAACGAACAACGCUAUUGCCGGCCAGAACAUGCGUUUGUACUUCGUACUAUAAUGUGAAUUGACUAGGUCUGCAUUCGCAAACUGACUUCGCU